This is a messenger RNA of Coregonus sp. 'balchen', 73789 nucleotides long. Lineage: Eukaryota; Metazoa; Chordata; Actinopteri; Salmoniformes; Salmonidae. The record is from the annotation of a GenBank genome assembly.
CAGACACUCGUCUGCUGAGAUCAGGAGACACUUUGGUGGGACGAAUGGCUCCCCUCAGGUCUCCAAGCAACACAGUCGUCAUGGCUCCAACACAUCUGCCUCCAUGUGCUUCACCGUGGUGAGUUACAGUACUACCACAACUAACUGUACCUUUUCAUGGGUAGCAGCAAAUAGCACUACGGUAUAAUAUUUAGCUACCCUAAGGAGAUGGAUUCUGAGUGAGACUCUCAGACAGUAUUUUGUGCUGUAGGCCUAAAAAUGUAAUCCUAAAGAGGGAUUUUGUCCCACCAGACAUUGUGACCCCUCACUUAUUCUCUGUCUCUACUCGCUCUCUCUCGUACUAAGUGCACUAAUACCUCUCUAUAUUUGACAGGCUUAAGGCGUCAGGAUUUACUGUAAGUCUCUCCAUAUCUCUCUGACUUUAGGCUUCAGCCCUUUGAUAUGUCUCUGUCAGCUGACUAGGCCAGAGGAGGGAGAGUUGGCCCAUCCCCUAGUUAUUAUUAUGGUCAAUGUCCAACCUGCUUGGGAAAUUGGUCAGGGCUCAGGCUACUGUAGAGAGCCUGUAGUCCCCUGUAGCUCAGUUGGUAGAGCAUGGCGCUUGCAAUGCCAGGGUUGUGCGUUCGUUUCCCAUGGGGGGGCCAGUAUGAAAAUGUAUGCACUCACUUAACUGUAAGUCGCUCUGGAUAAGAGCGUCUGCUAAAUGACAAAAAAUAAAUAAAAAAUAUGGGACAGCCUGCUUACCUUCCAGUUUACACUGGCAAAUAUGUAAUAUCUGUGGAUUUGCAAUGCGGGAGUGCGGUUUUUAAUAACAUAAUCUGCAUGUUGAUAUUUUCCCAUGGUGCAUCAUCAGUGGAGGAGCUCAGUGGAGCUGCAGGCAGAUGUGUGGGAUGAUUAUUGUUAUGAUUCAUCUCUAUUUUUAGGACUUAUAAUGAUGAGUAUUGUUAUUAGUUAAUAAUAAUUUCCAAAAUGAUGGAUGACGUGUGUGUGUGUGUUGCGCUUGUCUGUGCGUGCCCACUUUUGUGAGAGUGUACACUUGCUUGUGUGUGUGGUGGGGUUCUGUCUCUAGAAACACGAGAUGAUUGGUGGAGGCCUUGUUGAUGUCACUUCCUGUAGUCAAGUGUUUUACCUCGCUUGUGUUUACCACCGCUCCGUACCAAAUCAGCUCCUUGUCACUUCCCUUACCUACUUCAUGUAGAGACCUAAAAACAUUGGAUAGGUACAGUGGGGAAAAAAAGUAUUUAGUCAGCCACCAAUUGUGCAAGUUCUCCCACUUAAAAAGAUGAGAGAGGCCUGUAAUUUUCAUCAUAGGUACACGUCAACUAUGACAGACAAAUUGAGAUUUUUUUUCUCCAGAAAAUCACAUUGUAGGAUUUUUAAUGAAUUUAUUUGCAAAUUAUGGUGGAAAAUAACUAUUUGGUCACCUACAAACAAGCAAGAUUUCUGGCUCUCACAGACCUGUAACUUCUUCUUUAAGAGGCUCCUCUGUCCUCCACUCGUUACCUGUAUUAAUGGCACCUGUUUGAACUUGUUAUCAGUAUAAAAGACACCUGUACACAACCUCAAACAGUCACACUCCAAACUCCACUAUGGCCAAGACCAAAGAGCUGUCAAAGGACACCAGAAACAAAAUUGUAGACCUGCACCAGGCUGGGAAGACUGAAUCUGCAAUAGGUAAGCAGCUUGGUUAGAAGAAAUCAACUGUGGGAGCAAUUAUUAGGAAAUGGAAGACAUACAAGACCACUGAUAAUCUCCCUCGAUCUGGGGCUCCACGCAAGAUCUCACCCCGUGGGGUCAAAAUGAUCACAAGAACGGUGAGCAAAAAUCCCAGAACCACACGGGGGGACCUAGUGAAUGACCUGCAGAGAGCUGGGACCAAAGUAACAAAGCCUACCAUCAGUAACACACUACGCCGCCAGGGACUCAAAUCCUGCAGUGCCAGACGUGUCCCCCUGCUUAAGCCAGUACAUGUCCAGGCCCAUCUGAAGUUUGUUAGAGUGCAUUUGGAUGAUCCAGAAGAGGAUUGGGAGAAUGUCAUAUGGUCAGAUGAAACCAAAAUAUAACUUUUUGGGCAAAACUCAACUCGUCGUGUUUGGAGGACAAAGAAUGCUGAGUUGCAUCCAAAGAACACCAUACCUACUGUGAAGCAUGGGGGUGGAAACAUCAUGCUUUGGGGCUGUUUUUCUGCAAAGGGACCAGGACGACUGAUCCGUGUAAAGGAAAGAAUGAAUGGGGCCAUGUAUCGUGAGAUUUUGAGUGAAAACCUCCUUCCAUCAGCAAGGGCAUUGAAGAUGAAACGUGGCUGGGUCUUUCAGCAUGACAAUGAUCCCAAACACACCGCCCGGGCAACGAAGGAGUGGCUUCGUAAGAAGUAUUUCAAGGUCCUGGAGUGGCCUAGCCAGUCUCCAGAUCUCAACCCCAUAGAAAAUCUUUGGAGGGAGUUGAAAGUCCGUGAUGCCCAGCGACAGCCCCAAAACAUCACUGCUCUAGAGGAGAUCUGCAUGGAGGAAUGGGCCAAAAUACCAGCAACAGUGUGUGAAAACCUUGUGAAGACUUACAGAAAACGUUUGACCAGUGUCAUUGCCAACAAAGGGUAUAUAACAAAGUAUUGAGAAACUUUUGUUAUUGACCAAAUACUUAUUUUCCACCAUAAUUUGCAAAUAAAUUCAUUAAAAAUCCUACAAUGUGAUUUUCUGGAAUUUUUUUUCUCAUUUUGUCUGUCAAAGUUGACUUGUACCUAUGAUGAAAAUUACAGGCGUCUCUCAUCUUUUUAAGUGGGAGAACUUGCACAAUUGGUGGUUGACUAAAUACUUUUUUCCCCCCACUGUAUUAGCAAAAUGUUGAUGGCUCCACUUUGCCCUCUGAAAGGCUAGGAGUAAUUCCACUAUGUUGCUUAUACCUAUCCACUCCUUUCACAUCUACACAAGUGCCUUGGGGUAGGGGCUAGGAGUCACUUUGGAAUUGGGUCUGAGAGUCCCGGAGUCUUGUGAGACUCUUCUUGUUUCCGGAAUGUACCAUUUUGUCAACUUCCCUCGUACAUGUUGAAUAUUCAGCAAGGUAAGUCUACUUCCAAUUCAGUGUACCUGUGUUGUUAUAUUUCUACUAACAGUCAUCUUGAGACUUACACUUUUAUGUUUAAGAUGUGUGUGUAAGCAGCCAGUGUUGAGUUUAGAGGCAGGUAAUGUGUUGUUAGACUGGGUAUUUGGUACAGCCUGUGUGUAGUAGUUUCCUCUUAGGGAUGUAGGUUACUGGUUAUUCAUAAGGCAAGAUAUAUAUAUAUAUUGGACAAAACACUACACACCCCCAAGACAAAACAACAAAUGUGUAUAUUAGUAGUCUUAAUAGUCUGACUGCUGGAAUGGACAACAGCCUGUUGCUGGCCCAGCUGAGAGCAUUGCUCCAUAGUGCAGCAUGCCUGGGAGUUAGGACAGAGGUAUGCGUAGAUUUGCAUUUAUUUGUUUAAUUUGGCUCCCAUGCUAAGGAAGGGAAAGAGAACAUACAGUAUAUUAUGAAAGGAGAUAUGUAGCCAUGAUUCCCCAAACAUUUAAAUGUCUGAGGUUCACUCAAAUAUCUUAGGGAGUAUUAGGAUGCUUGUCCAGAUUCACUCCUCACACUAAACAAAAUACAACUAAUGAAGCCUUGUACCAUCUGGUAGGGACAUACCAUUUAUUUUGAAUGCAUCAUCACCCUCUUUUUUUGGCUUUCUAUCUACCUCUGGUCUUUCUCUCUGUGUUGCAAGUUCCUGUUUUCCACCUAGCAUGGCACUGGUGUAGUAAAAAACUUCACGGAUUAUGUAAAAAACAUGUCAGAGCAAAAGGAAUCCAGGACUGCUUUCACCUCUGUUUAACACUCUGCUGCAUUUCUUUUCCUUAUUUUAUUUUAUUUUCUCUUCUCUUUUUCUUUUCUUUUCUUUCUUUGACACUUGGCACUGAGUCUUGUUGCAGAGAGCAGCAUUUACAAAACAGAUGGAAGCACAACAGUUCACUUUCUUUUUCUGGACACUAACAUUUUCAUUUUAGUCCGCUGUGAUCAAUGUAACAAAUCUAGGCUUUGGAACAUUGCUCACUGAAGCAGCCGGAUGUAUGAUCAGAUAUGUGGUCGUCGUAUGCACAGGUUCAGCUCUACAGCCCUCUCUCAGAAACACCUGCACUACCCUCCUGUCAUGCCAUGCCCUCACAUACAGUCCAUAGAAAUGAAGAAUGAUACAGAUCUGGAAUACAUGCAGUAUCACUAUGAUGCAGCCUCUCAUCUACGAUAGUCAUCCGAUGGCCUUCUCUGGUGACAAAAAGCAUGUUUAUUUCUUUGACUCUUUUAUCACAGACUUGUGUGGGAUAAGGCUGUAGGUGUGAAGUUGUUGCAUUGCCAGCUUUUCUGAAGGGCUCUCCAGAUUAUUCUCCAUUCAGAUCCUCUUUGCUUGAGUUGUCUUACUACAUUAUCGCUAUUUUUACAACAGUAAACUGGAGUUCUUAAAGGCCUAUUGAAGGUUUCCGAGCCACACUUCACAGAUUACCAUAUAAUAAUUGAACUACUGUAUAUGUAACCACACAGUUACUGCUCUAGUGAUGUAAUUAGAAGAGAAUUUGGCAAGUGCCAUUGUAUUACCAUUGUUUUUGUAUUAUGUGCGUGUCUUACAGCUUCCAUGUUUAGAGUAAUUCCAUUGAAGACCACAGUAGUUACAGAGUACCUACACAGUAUAACACCAACUGAACAAAACUGUUUUUGUCUGUAAUGAUGUUCCACACAUGACACUUCUCACGUCAAUCAUAUGAACUGUCAUGAAGGGUCAGUCACCCCUUAGGAUAGGGAGUUAUAGGGGCAUAGUUCCCCAGGGGUUGCAGAGGGUUAGACUCUUAUGAGGAGGAUUAAUGGACUAAUGUGAUAGGAAUGGAUAAUGGUCUAUCUAAAUGUAAAGUUUCCAUCUAAAGGUAUGUAAAGUUACCUCAAACUCUCUAUAUGAGCUCAGUCCACUCAUUCCUGACAGGUCUGAGGUUGUUGACAGCAGAGUUGUGAUCCAACCUGUCCUCCUCCUCCUCCCAGCUCUGUAAUAUUUGGAUAUGACGGAGGGUUAUAGAAAGUCCCUGUGCUGUACCCAGGCCCCAAAGCCUUCAAGGAUGAUUAAUCUUUCUGUUUUUCAUUCAUUUCUCUCUCUCUCUCUCUCUCUAUGCAUCUCGUACUCUCUAUUCUCUCUCUUCUCUCUCUCAUCUCUGCUUCUCUCUCUCUCUGGCCUAAUAUCUCUCUGAUAUUCUAUUCUAUGCUCUAUCUCUCUCUCUCUCUCUUAUAUCUCUCUAUCUCUCUCUUCUUCUCUCUCAUCUGUAUCUCUAUCUCUCUCUGCCUCUUCUCUCUCUAUCUCUCUUCUCCUCUCUCUCAUCUAUCUCUGCUCUCUGCUCUCUACUCUCUUCUCUCUCUCUGCCUCUCUCUCUCUCUCUCUCUCCUCUCUCUCUCUCUCUCUGCCUCUCUUCUCGCUCUCUCUCUCUGCCUCAAUCUCUCUUUGCCUCUCUCUCUCUGCUCUCUCUCUCUCUCUUCUCUCUCUCUCUCUCUCUCUCUGGCAUCUAUCCUCUCCUCUCUGCCUCUCUCUCUCCCUCUCCUCUCUCUCUCUUCGUCUCUCUCUCUCUUUGCCAUCUUUCUCCGCUUCUUAAAUUUUUUUGUUGUUAAAUUCUUGGUAUGCUUCAAGUCCAGGCAUUCCUUUCAUUGAAGCCAAGGAAUACAUAUCUGGCUCUAACCUCUAGCAAUUACACUUUUAGAUGCAAUACAGUGGGUGGAUUCAUAACCUUAAGAAUGUCAUCAUGUAGUUGCGUAUUAUCUUUGUCUUAACCGUUUCCUGCCUGUGCCCUCUGCAUGAAACUAAAAAAAACGUUUAUGGUUUUUCUCUCUUGCCCCUCAGGUAUUUCUCUCUCUUUUCUCCCUCUACCGCUCUCUCUCUCUCUCAAUCCAUCUCUCCAUCUCUCUAUACAGUGGCUUGCGAAAGUAUUCACCCCCCCUUAGCAUUUGUCCUAUUUUGUUCCCUUACAACCUGGAAUUAAAAUGGAUUGUUGGGGGGUUUGUAUCAUUUGAUUUACACAACAUGCCUACCCUUUGAAGAUGCAAAAUAUUUUUGGUGAAAGAAAUAAGACAAAAAAACAGAACUUGAGCAUGCAUAACUAUUCACCCCCCCAAAGUCAAUACUUUGUAGAGCUACCUUUUGCAGCAAUUACAGCUGCAAGUCUCUUAGGGUAUGUUUCUAUAAGCUUGGCACAUCUAGCCACUGGGAUUUUUGCCCAUUCUUCAAGGCAAAACUGCUCCAGCUCCUUCAAGUUGGAUGGGUUCAGCUGGUGUACAGCAAUCUUUAAGUCAUACCACAGAUUCUCAAUUGGAUUGAGGUCUGGGCUUUGACUAGGCCAUUCCAAGAUAUUCAAAUGUUUCCCCUUAAACCACUCUAGUGUAGCUUUAGCAGUAUGCUUAGGGUCAUUGUCCUGCUGGAAGGUGAACCGCCGUCCCAGUGUCAAAUCUCUGGAAGACUGAAACAGGUUUCCCUCAAGAAUUCCCCUGUAUUUAGUGCCAUCCAUCAUUCCUUCAAUUCUGACCAGUUUCCCAGUCCCUGCUGAUGGGAAAAACAUCCCCACAGCGUGAUGCUGCCACCACCAUGCUUCACUGUGGGGAUGGUGUUCUCGGGGUGAUGAGAGGCGUUGGGUUUGCGCCAGUCAUAGCGUUUUCCUUGAUGGCCAAAAAGCUCAAUUUUUGUCUCAUCUGAUCAGAGGACCUUCUUCCAUAUGUUUGGGGAGUCUCCCACAUGGCAUUUGGCGAACACCAAAUGUGUUUGCUUAUUUUUUUCUUUAAGCAAUGGCUUUUUUCUGCCCACUUUUCUGUAAAGCCCAGCUCUGUGGAGUGUACGGCUUAAAGUGGUCCUAUGGACACAGAUUCCAAUCUCCGCUAUUGAGAUUUGCAGCUCCUUUAGGGUUAUCUUUGGUAUCUUUGUUGCCUCUGAUUAAUGCCCUCCUUGCCUGGUCCGUGAGUUUUGGUGGGCGGCCCACUCUUGGCAGGUUUGUUUGCCAAAUUCUUUCAAUUUUUUAAUAAUGGAUUUAAUGGUGCUCCAUGGGAUGUUCAAAGUUUCUGAUAUUUUUUUAUAACCCAACCCUGAUCUGUACUUCUCCACAACUUUGUCCCUGACCUGUUUGGAGAGCUGUUUGGUCUUCAUGGUGCCGCUUGCUUGGUGGUGCCCCUUGCUUAGUGGUGUUGCAGACUCGGGCCAGAACAGGUGUGUGUAUAUAUACUGAGAUCAUGUGACAGAUCAUGUGACACUUAGAUUGCACACAGUUGGACUUUAUUUAACUAAUUAUGUGACUUCUGAAGGUAAUUGGUUGCACAAGAUCUUAUUUAGGGGUUUCAUAGCAAAGGGGGUGAAUAUACAGUGAGGGAAAAAAGUAUUUGAUCCCCUGCUGAUUUUGUACGUUUGCCCACUGACAAAGAAAUGAUCAGUCUAUAAUUUUAAUGGUAGGUUUAUUUGAACAGUGAUAGACAGAAUAACAACAAAAAAAUCCAGAAAAACGCAUGUCAAAAAUGUUAUAAAUUGAUUUGCAUUUUAAUGAGGGAAAUAAGUAUUUGACCCCUCUGCAAAACAUGACUUAGUACUUGGUGGCAAAACCCUUGUUGGCAAUCAGAGGUCAGACGUUUCUUGUAGUUGGCCACCAGGUUUGCACACAUCUCAGGAGGGAUUUUGUCCCACUCCUCUUUGCAGAUCUUCUCCAAAUCAUUAAGGUUUCGAGGCUGACGUUUGGCAACUCGAACCUUCAGCUCCCUCCACAGAUUUUCUAUGGGAUUAAUGUCUGGAGACUGGCUAGGCCACUCCAGGACCUUAAUGUGUUUCUUCUUGAGCCACUCCUUUGUUGCCUUGGCCGUGUGUUUUGGGUCAUUGUCAUGCUGGAAUACCCAUCCACGACCCAUUUUCAAUGCCCUGGCUGAGGGAAUGAGGUUCUCACCCAAGAUUUGACGGUACAUGGCCCCGUCCAUCGUCCCUUUGAUGCGGUGAAGUUGUCCUGUCCCCUUAGCACAAAAACACCCCCAAAGCAUAAUGUUUCCACCUCCAUGUUUGACGGUGGGGAUGGUAUUCUUGGGGUCAUAGGCAGCAUUCCUCCUCCUCCAAACACGGCGAGUUGAGUUGAUGCCAAAGAGCUCCAUUUUGGUCUCAUCUGACCACAACACUUUCACCCAGUUAUCCUCUGAAUCCUUCAGAUGUUCAUUGGCAAACUUCAGACGGGCAUGUAUAUGUGCUUUCUUGAGCAGGGGGACCUUGCGGGCGCUGCAGGAUUUCAGUCCUUCACGGCGUAGUGUGUUACUAAUUGUUUUCUUGGUGACUAUGGUCCCAGCUGCCUUGAGAUCAUUGACAAGAUCCUCCCGUAUAGUUCUGGGCUGAUUCCUCACCGUACUCGUGAUCAUUGCAAUUCCACGAGGUGAGAUCUUGCAUGGAGCCCCAGGCCGAGGGAGAUUGACAGUUCUUUUGUGUUUCUUCCAUUUGCGAAUAAUCGCACCAACUUUUGUCACCUUCUCACCAAGCUGCUUGGCGAUGGUCUUGUAGACCAUUCCAGCCUUGUGUAGGUCUACAAUUUUGUCCCUGACAUCCUUGGAGAGCUCUUUGGUCUUGGCCAUGGUGGAGAGUUUGGAAUCUGAUUGAUUGAUUGCUUCUGUGGACAGGUGUCUUUUAUACAGGUAACAAGCUGAGAUUAGGAGCACUCCCUUUAAGAGUGUGCUCCUAAUCUCAGCUCGUUACCUGUAUAAAAGACACCUGGGAGCCAGAAAUCUUUCUGAUUGAGAGGGGGUCAAAUACUUAUUGCCCUCAUUAAAAUGCAAAUCAAUUUAUAACAUUUUUGACAUCCGUUUUUCUGGAUUUUGUUGUUGUUAUUCUGUCUCUCACUGUUCAAAUAAACCUACCAUUCAAAUUAUAGACUGAUAAUUUCUUUGUCAGUGGGCAAACGUACAAAAUCAGCAGGGGAUCAAAUACUUUUUUCCCUCACUGUAUAUGCACGCACCACUUUUCCGUUAUUUAUUUUGUAUUCUUUUUUUUAACAAGUUAUUUUUUAAAUUUCACUUCACCAAUUUCGACUAUUUUGUGUAUGUCCAUUACAUGAAAUCCAAAUAAUAAUCCAUUUCAAUUACAGGUUGUAAUGCAACAAAAUAGGAAAAACGCCAAGGGGGAUGAAUACUUUUGCAAGGCACUGUAUGUCUCCUUCUCCCCUUUUCUCUAUACUAUAUACAGUAUAGAAAACAGACUGUAUAUCUGUCCAUUCUAGUCCCAGUCUGUGUUGUCAAUGUAAUACUUGUCUGUUCCUCUAUUUAACCAUUCCCUUCCUCCCUCUCUCUCUUUCUCCAGCCCCAGUCAUAUGACGCGGUGGAGCCCUUGGACCUGGAGGAGUUUCUGAUGUCACAGCUGCAGAGUGGAGACUCCGCCCUCAUGCAGGAGCUCGGAGAUUUCCCUGACGACGACCUGGAAGUAGAACUGGUGGAGAAGGAGUGUCGGACCGUACGCCACUCUGUACCCGAGAAGGGGUGGGUUGCAUGGUCACAUGUUCAAUAUAGAGUAAAGUCAACCAUGCCUGUUACUAUAUUGCUUAUGCCUGGAAAGGGCAUGGGUCUAGAGUUCUGGGUUCGGCAGUGAUUUAAGCCUGGCUAUUUGUCCAAUAGUCCCAGUAACUUUCUCCACUACGAACCUACAGUUGAAGUCGGAAGUUUACAUACACCUUAGCCAAAUACAUUUAAACUCAGUUUCACAAUUCCUGACUUUUAAUCCUAGUAAAAAUUCCCUGUCUUAGGUCAGUUAGGAUCACCACUUUAUUUUAAGAAUGUGAAAUGUCAGAAUAAUAGUAGAGAGAAUGAUUUAUUUCAGUUUGUAUUUCUUUCAUCACAUUCCCAGUGGGUCAGAAGUUUACAUACACUCAAUUCGUAUUUGGUAGUAUUGCCUUUAAAUUGUUUAACUUGGGUCAAACGUUUCGGGUAGCCUUCCACAAGCUUCCCACAAUACAUUUUGGCCCAUUCCUCCUGACAGAGCUGGUGUAACUGAGUCAGGUUUGUAGGCCUCCUUGCUCGCACACGCUUUUUCAGUUCUGCCCACAUAUUUUCUAUAGGAUUGAGUUCAGGGCUUUGUGAUGGCCACUCCAAUACCUUGACUUUGUUGUCCUUAAGCCAUUUUGCCACAACUUUGGAAGUAUGCUUGGGGUCAUUGUCCGUUUGGAAGACCCAUUUGUGACCAAGCUUUAACUUCCUGAUUGAUGUCUUGAGUUGUUGCUUCAAUAUAUCCACAUCAUUUUCCUUCCUCAUGACGCCAUCUAUUUUAUGAAGUGCACCAGUCCCUCCUGCAGCAAAGCACCCCCACAGCAUGAUGCUGCCACCCCCAGUGCUUCACGGUUGGGAUGGUGUUCUUUGGCUUGCAAGCCUUCCCCUUUUUCCUCCAAACAUAAUGAUGGUCAUUAUGGCCAAACAGUUCUAUUUUUGUUUCAUCAGACCAGAGGACAUUUCUCCAAAAAGUACGAUCUUUGUCCCCAUGUGCAGUUGCAAACCGUAGUCUGGCUUCUGUUAUGGCGGUUUUGAAGCAGUGGCUUCUUCCUUGCUGAGCGGCCUUUCAGGUUAUGUCGAUAUAGGACUCGUUUUACUGUGGAUAUAGAUACUUUUGUACCUGUUUCCUCCAGCAUCUUCACAAGGUCCUUUGCUGUUGUUCUGGGAUUGAUUUGCACUUUUCGCACCAAAGUACGUUCAUCUCUAGGAGACAGAACGCGUCUCCUUCCUGAGUGGUAUGACGGCUGCGUGGUCCCAUGGUGUUUAUACUUGCGUACUAUUGUUUGUACAGAUGAACGUGGUACCUUCAGGCGUUUGGAAAUUGCUCCCAAGGAUGAACCAGACUUGUGGAGGUCUACAAUCUUUUUUCUGAGGUCUUGGCUGAUUUCUUUUGAUUUUCCCAUGAUGUCAAGCAAAGAGGCACUGAGUUUGAAGGUAGGCCUUGAAAUACAUCCACAGAUACACCUCCAAUUGACUCAAAUUAUGUCAAUUAGCCUAUCAGAAGCUUCUAAAGCCAUGACAUCAUUUUCUGGAAUUUUCCAAGCUGUUUAAAGGCGCAGUCAACUUAGUGUAUGUAAACGUCUGACCCACUGGAAUUGUGAUACAGUGAAUUAUAAGUGAAAUAAUCUGUCUGUAAACAAUUGUUGGAAAAAUUACUUGUGUCAUGCACUAAGUAGAUGUCCUAACCAACUUGCCAAAACUAUAGUUUGUUAACAAGAAAUUUGUGGAGUGGUUGAAAAACAAGUUUUAAUUACUCCAACCUCAGUGUAUGUAAACUUCCGACUUCAACUGUAUAUCUGUUUCAAGGGCUCCACCCACUAGUUCACUAGGUCCCACUACAAUGGCUUAUCAUAUAAUAGAGAAAGCAUACCUCAGAAGGCACUUAUAACCCAGAUAACAUUCUGUCAGUGGUAUCUUAGGAUUGUCACUCACCUUCAACAUGAUAGUACAGGUAAUGCUGAUAAGAUAGGAAUGCAGAAGGAGUUGAACAGAUCAUAUGCAGGCUGUGUGUGGAGGAUAUUUCCGCGUGUGUGUACGUGAGUGAGUGCAUACAUGUGUAUGCUAUCGUAUUUGUGUGCGUUACAUCCUUCUCAUUCCCUCUCUGUCCUCCUGUAUCUCUAUAGGGUGGAGUUGGAUUCCCAUGUGAGGGACUGUGUUCAGAGUUACACCCAGCCCUCGCUGAUUGUCAGCAGGAGGUAAGCUUCUUAUGAUGACACAUUCAGGGGCUGCUUUCUUUCCUCGUCUCCUCUCCUUUCCUUCACUACUGACCUGUAAAAUGCUUGAUGUUUGUACACUAGUAAUCAAUAACCCUGGAGCGCUACUUGUUGUGCAGGCGUUGGGACAAUAUGACUAAAGGCUGUGGAACAACAACAAUUCAAGGAUGCACAACAAGUUGCUCAGUCUCCAGGACCAGGGUUGGUGACCACUGGUGCAGACGACACAGUGGGAACCUACAGUAUGCUGUGGUUUAUACAGUGGGAACCUACAGUAUGCUGUGGUUUAUACAGUGGGAACCUACAGUAUGCUGUGGUUUAUACAGUGGGAACCUACAGUAUGCUGUGGUUUAUACAGUGGGAACCUACAGUAUGCUGUGGUUUAUACAGUGGAAACCUACAGUAUGCUGUGGUUUAUACAGUGGGAACAUACAGUAUGCUGUGGUUUAUACAGUGGGAACCUACAGUAUGCUGUGGUUUAUACAGUGGGAACCUACAGUAUGCUGUGGUUUAUACAGUGGAAACCUAUGCAGAGGUUUAUACAGUGGAAACCUAUGCAGUGGAAACCUAUGUAGUGAUUUAUACAGUAGAAAACGAUAGUGAUUUUAUACAGUAGAAAACUAUGCAGUGGUUUAUACAGUGGAAACCUAUCAGUGGUUUCCUUGUCAGAUGCUUCACCUAAGGUGUCCUCGCCCACGUCUGUCUCACAGAUGUCUGAGAAACUGUGAUAACCCAUCUCUUCAUCUUCACAUGCUGAUUACAGCCAAGACCCACUAUCUCCUGCUGGUUCUCUCUCUCACACACACACACACACACACACACAUUAUCCUGGUCAGGGUUUUAACCCACAUGCUGUGGUUCUGUUUGUAUGUCUGUCAUCUGAUUUGUUUCAAUUAAAAUGGCACUGGUGUAUCAGUAACCAUGCCGUAUCUGGGGUUGGGUGUUGUGUGGGCAGGUGCCAGGGAGAUAGUUGGAGUGCAUAUUCCGAGCGGGCAAGUCUACACACAACUCUGCAGAAACAGACUUUUGAAUCCGACGUCCAGCCAGAGAAACAAGAGACACGGGUAAGCACAAAAUAUAUACAAUAAUUCAUACACAACACCACAACAAAUAAAACCCAAAUACUUUUUAACAAAACAAAUCAGGGUUUGGGUCUGUAAGGAGCAGUUCUGUCAGUCCCAUUGUCAUCAGGAGACCAGAGUACAUACAGAGUUUACAGUAGUAUAGCAUGCAGCUAUCAGAUACAUUACGGAUUGAAAUAAACAGAGUAACAUGAUACCCUGGGUACUGUAUCAGAGAAAGAUGGCAUGCAUAGCAUGAAACCUGAAUACUACAGUUGUUUCAAGCUACAUCUCCUGACUCCUCAGAUCGAUUGAUAUAGAGCUAGAACGUGAGGGAGAGGGAGAGAACAGAGAGAAGCAAUAGAAAGAGAGACAGAGAGAAAGGAGGGGAUGGGGAGCACAACACUGAACACAGAAGUGUUUUGUCAUUCCUGUUACCUCCAUCCUGGCACCGUCUCCCUCAUGUUUACCCAGCCUGCCCUGCCACAAUGAGGCUGAAUAUUCAUGCAGUCCCGUCUGUUUCUGACCAGCCCAAGUCAGCAUUCAGUUCUCUGUCCUGCCAAGUCCCCAGACAGCACCCAGCCAACCCCAUGCCAACCACCUCUCCCAGCCCCUAGUGCCAAGUUCAAAGCUCCAACCCCCUGACAGUCAAGUCCCAGCCCCGGCAAGCCCUAGCUAACCUCUGUCUCCAGCCUUAGCCAGCCCCCAGCUCUAUUCAACAGUCCUUCCCCCAGCACCAGCCAUCCUCAGUCAGCUCCCAGCCCCCCAGUCAAGUUGUCUCCAGCCCUAGCUCCUCUCCCCAUCACCAGCCCCAUUCCCCAGGCUUGCCAAGUCCUAAUCACCCAAACCAAAGGCCCCUUGUUCCAGCCGUGGGUUUCCCAUCCGCUCCAGGCCAGAGAGAGGAGAAGAACAGGCCUAUUGUCACACAGCGUCUAAUGGUCCCUUGCUCCAACACUGCAGCACUCUGGGGAUCAUUAGCAAUCAUGUGGGGUUGCCUGGAGCCCUGUGGCCCAGAUUGGGGAAGCCUGGGUGGGAUUGGGGCACUGUGAGGCAGUGUUCGGGGUGUGGAGGUUAGAUGGAAGAUGGAUGGAUGUUUCCUCAUAUGUUUUAAAGGGUCAAGUUCCUGGAUUGUUGAAGACAAAAUAUUUGAGUAAAUAUUUUAACCCAAAUUAGGCAAAUUUGCUGAAGGAUGGCAACUAGCAUAGCAAAUUACCGGCCUAAGCACUUGAAGUGCUGCAAUUAUUUGGAAACACUUGCAAUGUAGGCCUACAUGAAAUAUAGUUUUGUUUGGGAGAAGUAACAUUCUUUUGUUGGGAGAAUUCUCUUUUCCAUCCUCUUCCUACCUCCUCAGUCCCUGUCCUUCCCUCUCUUCUAAUACCUGUCAUUAUUAUUAUUACAGGUGAAGUCCCCCUCCCUGGCGGUACUGAGUGAUGACUCUGGCAAGACCCUGACCUCCUCUGACUUUGACCUCCGCUCUGGUCUGACCCCUGACCCCAGAGUGGACGGGCUACUGCGCUUCAGUAACCAUGAUGACCUGGACAGGUUCAACCAGGAAGCCCGGCAGGGGAACCGCCACCCAGACCUGUUCGCCCUGUACCCACCGACCGACGAGGUGAGAGAGGGACGCGCGCGCACACACACAAACACCAGUGAUGCGCGGGUUGACUCAUAACCCGCAGUCCCUGCAGUUAUAUCCGUGGGGCAGGCGGGUUUAGGGUCAUGAAAUAUUGUGUGUAUGAAGGGCGGGUGGGUGGCGGGUGGAUUGAGUAAAGAGAAAGCAAUACCUUAAAAAGUCCAUAAAUGUAUCAUUCUUGUGCAAUUUAUAUCUAUAGGCUACAUUUAGGUUUUUCCUUUCAUUAUUGUAGGCUUUCUGGCAUCAGUGCGAAUGCUUUAGGGCCUAACUGUAGGCCUACGCCAAUUGCCAAAUGCUUUUGGGAACGGGCAGAAAAAGUUAACGUCAGUCCGCUGAGGCAAAAUGGACAAUGUCUGAGUUUAAUUCAAUAGGAGAAAAGCUGUGAAAUGGACAGUUGAAAAUAGAAGGGAGGGCCAGAAAAGUAAUGUUUGGGAAAGAUUUGGUGAAGUGGUAAAAGAGGAUGAUGGCAGUGUUAUGAUAUGUGAUGAUUGUGAGGCGAUAUACAAAUUCGACAGUCACAAGACGGGGACUUCAAAUAGGCCUAUGGCACAUCAAGGGAACUGUAGUCUACUGUUCAGAUGGGUUAAAUGGAAACUGAAAUCUGGACACUGACUGUAGGUCGAUAACCUCUCACAUAGCCAUCAUAUUACUCUUGCAGAAUUUAGCAUUUCCUGCAGUAAAAUGAUAAACCAAAUGAAGGCAACAUUUUGACUCUGGAACAGGAGUGGAGAAAUAUGAUUUAUUUCUUUCAGCAUUGAGAGAAUGCGAAUGUGCAGUUAUAUACCGUCUGUAGAGGUGCUAUCUUUAUCAGCAUCAUGAAGCUGAUAGUAUUUCAACCACAUAAAAUUUGAAUCCAAGCCAAACUGAAAUCUUAUCAGAAACAUGUUGGGUCCUUUUUACAGCUUUCUAUUUCCUUACAACCGGUCAAACUGAUGUCAUUUGAAAAAUUUGCACAGAAAAUCUGUCCCGUUUUAAUUUUUAGUUAUUGGAUUUUCUCUCUGGUCCCUAAACUUCUUUACUCUGUGAAAGAAGCAUAGAUGACAGAGAACUUUACCGAUGUCAACUAGAUUGAAGCAUUCAUUCUGUCAAUUUAUGACAUUAUUCUGGUGAGCAAGGGCUUACUUAGUCUUCUAGGUUAACAUAUAAUGACAGAAUAGAAGCUGCAUGUAUCUAAUUAUAGACAAGUUGUCUAACAAAAUGUCUGAAAUUAUAAACAGAAACAUAUCUAAUUCAGGCAAAAGAUAAAUCAAAUCAAAUCAAAUUUUAUUGGUCACAUGCGCCGAAUACAACAGGUGCAGACAUUACAGUGAAAUGCUUACUUACAGCCCUUAACCAACAGUGCAUUUAUUUUUAACAAAGAAAGUAAAAAUAAAACAACAACAAAAAAAGUGUUGAGAAAAAAAGAGCAGAAGUAAAAUAAAAUAACAGUAGGGAGGCUAUAUAUACAGGGGGGUACCGGUGCAGAGUCAAUGUGCAGGGGCACCGGCUAGUUGAGGUAGUUGAAGUAACCCUGCUCCCCCUGUCAAAAAAUCCUUCCACCGUCUCUGACUGUAGCCUACAGCACAUUUUCUAUAUUAACGGGUUAGGUUCGGUUGCAGGCCUCAGAUUUUCACUUUAUCACCUAUAGUCAGGCGGUUGCGGAUGGGUUAUUAGCAAUUGCCAGCAGGUGCGGGUGAACAAACAGCUUACACGCGCAUCACUAACGCACACACAUACAUGAAUACAGUGCAUGCUUCUGUGCAUGCUGGACUUGAUAUGAGUAGCUGGAUCCAUGACAUUCCUCUGGUAUUCCAGGAUGAUGCAGUGGAGAUCCGGCCCAUUCCCGACUGUCCCAAAGAGCACAUGGGAGACAGGAUCAUCAUCCGGUGCCAGGCUAUCAAGUAUGGGAACUACAUUACUUAUCACAGAAGGAAAAUAGCUGUAUGCUUCUAGCUAACUAGCUACCUGUAUGUGAGAAUCAACAGAGUGUGUCUGACAGGUUGGCAGAGAGAGGGAAGUGUAGCCCACAGAAAGUUUGUGUGAGAAGAACACUGAGUGAGGACAUUUUAGCAUGAAUUUGUUUGCUACUGCAACUGUCAGACCAUCAUUUGUCUUGGAGAAGUCUAACCAGACCAUUUAGUUUGGUCUGAACCAUUGCCUUUAGCGUGGGAGCUCUGCAGUACAGUGGAUGCUGCAUUUUUUCAACUCUUACCCUACGAGGUCCGGAGCCUGCUGGUUUUCUGUUCUACCUGAUAAUUAAUUGCACCCACCUGAUGUCCCAGGUCUAAAUCAGUCCUUAAUUAGAGGGGAACAAUGGAAAAAAUGCAGUCCAAUUGGCUUCAAGGUCCAGAGUUGAAUUUGAGGGCUCUAGACCAUCACUUUCUGUGGGAUACAUUCCCUCUCUCCCCUCUCUCUCUCUCCCCUCUCCCUCUCCCUCCCCUUCUCUCCUCUCCCUCUCUCUCCCUCCAUCUCCCUCUCUCUCUUUCUGCCUCUCCCACACCGUAAAACUGUCAAAGUACUAAGCAGUGUUUUGCAGCUGCCUGUCCCAACUUUCAGUUUGACUCAUCACUCUCUAGAUAGGCUUAGUGCUAUGCGAGUGCAUGCAUCCACAUUUCAUAUUGCUGUUGCAUCUGUUGAAUAUCCUGAGUUGAUGAAUAGAGUGGAGUACAAUAUAAAUGUGGUCCUCUGUAGCUCAGCUGGUAGAGCACGGCGCUUGUAACGCCAAGGUAGUGGGUUCGAUCCCCGGGACCACCCAUACACAAAAGAAAAAAAUGUAUGCACGCAUGACUGUAAGUCGCUUUGGAUAAAAGCGUCUGCUAAAUGGCAUAUUAUAUUAUUAUUAUAUAUUAUAUAAAUGAUUGAUUUUAACAGGUGAUAUUUGCUUGCUGGUCGACACACUGCUGCUAUGAAAUGACAGUCUGAUACGCUUUCUCCCCGGUCCGCCAUAGGUUUGAGAUUGACAUUGAACCACUGUUUGCUACCCUGGCUCUGUACGACCUGAGAGAGAAGAAAAAGGUACGUUUCCUUCUGAUGUUUUGUGUUUUUUAGAACGCUGUAUUCUUUGGCCUGCUGUGUGUUAUGAGGUCAUGAAGAAUACCAUACCUUCAUGUUGUUGAAGCUUGAAGUUGACAAGACAGACCAUAGCAAACGUUGCCCGUGCACAAUAGAUCACCUGCUUGGGUGUCGACGAACAGUGGUGAUUCAACAUGUAGAAUUGUCUGGAAAUGAACAGAAAAUGACGGCCGAUGUUCUGGUCAGAGGUGAUGGGACAAUCACCCGCUGCUUUUAACUGUUCGUCAGCACAGUGCAUUUCGUCCUUUAGGUGAUCUCAUGACCAGUGUGUUAGGUUUGUGUUGGUGGUCAGUGAAGUGAUGUAUCAGUGGGAUAUCCUAGGCUUUAGCCACUGUCCGGAGGCCCUGAACCUCGGCAAGACGGAGCUGCUCUUCCUCCUGGGGAAGGACUGACCACUCCAUAAUCUCGCCAUCACGGUUGACAACUCCAUUGUGUCCUCUCCCAGAGUGCAAAGAACCUUCCUGUCGUUCUCCGCUAACAUCAAAGCGGUGACCCGAUCCUGGUUCAUGCUCUACAACAUUCGCAGAGUACAACCCUACCUUACACAGAAAGCAGCACAGGUCCUAAUCCAGGCACUUGUCAUCUCCCGUCUGGAUUACUGCAACUCUCUGUUGGCUGGGCUCCCUGCCUGUGCCAUUAAACCCCUACAACUUAUCCAGAACGCUGCAGCCCGUCUGGUGUUCAACCGAAGUUCUCUCAUGUCACCCCGCUCCUCCGCACACUCCACUGGCUUACAGUUGAAGCUCGCAUCUACUACAAAACCAUGGUGCUUGCCUACGGAGCUGUGAGGGGAACGGCACCUCCUUACCUUCAGGCUCUGAUCAGACCCUACACCCAAACGAGGGCACUACGUUCAUCCACCUCUGGCCUGCUAGCCCCCCUACCUCUACGGAAGCACAGUUCUCGCUCAGCCCAGUCAAAGUUAUUCGCUGCUCUGGCACCCCAAUGGUGGAACAAGCUCCCCCACGACGCCAGGACAGCGGAGUCACUGACCACCUUCCGGAGACACUUGAAACCCUACCUCUUUAAUACCCCCCCCCCCCAUAAUAAAAUAAAAUAAAAAAGGGUGGUUGUCCCACUGGCUAUCCUAAAUUGAAUGCACCAAUUUGUGUUCAUGGGAAUAACCCAUCUGAUUCACACUGUACUCUACUAUCCAAACACAACACUGUUAGCCAAAGCUAGUAGCAUGUGUGUUAUGUACUUGCACAGCUGGAUGGUUUUUGGAUUGGAGUUUGGAUUUAGGGUUUUAGGCCUCAACGGCACCACGUGUCCCUCAUAGGAUUUGAGCCACUGACCUCAUGGUCAUCUGGCCACACUGCAUUCUAGUUGGGCAGUCUGUGAAAGUAUUACUGUUUUUUUAUACCACCUUUCCCUUUAAUAUGCACUACAUCAACUGCAUAGUGAGGGACCAGAUACUGCUAUUCUCCAUAAGAUCCAUCGGGCACAAUAUGUUAUCGUGGGGGUUAACACAUCCUCCUUAUUGAAUUAAUUAGAGGAGGAGGCAGAUAGGCCUGACAAAGACACCAUGUUGUAGGCCCAUGAAACAUCCCUCUGUUAUGGACCAGGAUGACAUACUGUCCAGCUUGUUUAAUCAAUUACAAUUGAUAUGACUCAAUCUGGAAAAGAGGGGUUUGGUGACUGAGGUUCUCUCUCGUUUGUCUCUGUCUCUCACUCUCUCUCUCUCUCUCGAUCUGUCUCUCUCUUUCUGUUUCUGUCCCUCUUUAUUUCUCACUUUCACCAUCUCUUUUCUGUUUCUAUGCAGUGAAAUGCUGUGUUUUAAUGCCGUCUUGGUUUCACAUCUGUGAAAUAUGCAGCAGAUGUUGAUAUAAUUCCCUUGAAACGUUCCUCUAAUCCUGUCCUGUCCCGUCCUGUCUGACUGACAGAGGGUUACAGUACACCAGGGGUCUAGAUUCAGCCGCAGGACAAUUUUUUUGUGAGUGGAUGGUCGGAGGUCGGAACAUAAUUAUAAAGCAGCCCAAACAGAUAUUGUGUUUCCCAAAAACAUAAUAAUUUAAAAACUUGAUUACAUUGGUACACGAUCACAUACUGUAGGUCUCUCUGUUUAUAAGUGGAAAUACUUGGGGAAAUAUUUCCUUAAUCAUUUUGAGCUCAAUUCCUAGUGAUUUUACAGUAUUCUAUGCACCCCCCCCCCCCCCCCCCCCCCCCCCCCAAAAAAAAAAAGAACAAAUAAGAUAUUUGUUUAUUUACUUUUUGCUCAGAAAACUUUGGGGUGCCAAAUAAAAUUGUCCGUUGCCCCCGCACAUUGACUCUGUACUGGUACCCCCUGUAUAUAGCCUCCCUACUGUUUCUUUAUUUUACUGCUGCUCUUUAAUUAUUUGCUAUUUCAAUUUUUUACUUAUUACAUUUCCAUUUUUUUCUUCUUUUUUUUACUGCCUUGUUGGUUAAGGGCUUGUAAGUAAGCAUUUCACUGUAAGGUCUACACCAGUUGACAUUCCCUGCAGUACACAGUACCAAAUAAAAUAAAAUUAAAUUGUAUUUGCCACAUGCGCCGAAUACAACAGGUGUAGACCUUACACGGUACCAGUACAGAGUCAAUGUGCGGGGGCACCGGUUAGUUGAGGUAAUAUGUACAUGUGGGUAGAGUUAAAGUGACUAUGCAUAGAUAAUAAACAGAGUAGCAGCAGUGUAAAAGAGGGGGUGAGGGUGGGGCCAUGAUUAGCUGUUCAGGAGUCUUAUGGCUUGGGGGUAGACGCUGUUAAGAAGCCUUUUGGACCUAGACUUGGCGCUUCGGUACCGCUUGCCGUGCGGUAGCAGAGAGAACAGUCUAUGACUAGGGUGGCUGGAGUAUUUGACCUUUUUUAGGGCCUUCUUCUGACACCGCCUGGUAUAGAGGUCCUGGAUUGCAGGAAGCUUGGCCCCAAUGAUGUACUGGGCCGUACGCACUACCCUCUGUAGUGCCUUGCAGUCGCCAUACCAGGCAGUGAUGCAACCAGUCAGGAUGCUCUCGAUGGUGCAGCUGUAUAACUUUUUGAGGAUCUGAGGAGCCAUGCCAAAUAUUUUCAGUCUCCUGAGGGGGAAUAGGCUUUGUUGUGCCCUCUUUACGACUAUCUUGGUGUGUUUGGACCAUGAUAGUUUGUUGGUGAUUUGGACACCAAGGAACUUGAAGCUCUCAACCUGUUCCACUAGAGCCCCGUCGAUGAGAAUGGGGGCGUGCUCAGUCCUCUUUUUUUUCCUGUAGUCCACAAUCAUCUCCUUUGUCUUGAUCACGUUGAGGGAGAGGUUGUUAUCCUGGCACCACACGGCCAGGUCUCUGACCUCCUCCCUAUUGGCUGUCUCAUCGUUGUUGGUGAUCAGGCCUACCACUGUUGUGUCGUCGGCAAACUUAAUGAUGGUGUUGGAGUCAUGCCUGGCCAUGCAGUCAUGGGUGAACAGGGAGUACAGGACGGGACUGAGCACCCACCCCUGAGUGGCCCCUGUGUUGAUGAUCAGCGUGGCAGAUGUGUUGUUACCUACCCUUACCACCUUGGAGCGGCCCAUCAGGAAGUCCAGGAUCCAGUUGCAGAGGGAGGUGUUUAGUCCCAGGGUCCUUAGCUUAGUGAUGAGCUUUGAGGGUUUAUGGUAUUGAACGCUGAGCUGUAGUCAAUGAAUAGCAUUCUCACAUAGGUGUUCCUCUUGUCCAGGUGGGAAAGGGCAGUGUGGAGUGCAAUAGAGAUGGCAUCAUCUGUGGAUCUGUUGGGGCUGUAUGCAAAUUGGAGUGGGUCUAGGGUUUCUGGGAUAAUGGUGUUGAUGUGAGCCAUGACCAGCCUUUCAAAGCACUUCAUGGCUACAGACGUGAGUGCUUCGGGUCGGUAGUCAUUUAGGCAGGUUAUCUUAGUGAUCUUGGUCACAGGGACUAUGGUUGUCUGCUUGAAACAUGUUGGUAUUACAAACUCAGUCAGGGACAUGUUGAAAAUGUCAGUGAAGACACUUGCCAAUUGGUCAGUGCAUGCUCGGAGUACACAUCCUGGUAAUCCGUCUGGCCCUGCUGCCUUGUGAAUGUUGACCUGCUUAAAAGUCUUACUCACAUCGGCUACGGAGAGUGUGAUCACAUUGUCAUCCGGAACAGCUGAUGCUCUCAUGCAUGCUUUAGUGUUGCUUGCCUCGAAGUGAGCAUAGAAGUGAUUUAGCUUGUCUGGUAGGCUUGUGUCACUGGGCAGCUUGCGGCUGUGCUUCCCUUUGUAGUCUGUAAUAGAUUUCAAGCCCUGCCACAUCCGACGAGCGUCGGAGCCGGUGUAGUACGAUUAAAUCUUAGUCCUGUAUUGACUCUUUGCCUGUUUGAUGGUUCGUCGGAGGGCAUAGCGGGAUUUCUUAUAGGCGUCCUGGUUAGAGUCCCGCUCCUUGAAAGCGGCAGCUCUACCCUUUAGCUCAGUGCGGAUGUUGCCUGUAAUCCAUGGCUUCUGGUUGGGGUAUGUACGUACGGUCACUGUGGGGACGACGUCAUCGAUGCACUUAUUGACCACGGGGUAGGAACGAUUAUUAUAGCGACAAUGGUUAUGAUUAUUAGACCAACCAUGCUGUGCAUAUUGUAGGCCUACAAUAGAAAUAUGAUCAUCAUACCAAGCAUGGUGCAUCCAGGGCAUUGUGAGGUUAAAUGGAGGUUUAUACCAAAUGUUUAGAACACAGCCAGGGAUCCUCAGCUGUGCUGUGUCUCAUCAAAAUUAAUAUGACGUGCUGUGGAACUCUUGGCUUUUAAAGUUAAUACACUCUGCAUUGCAGUCACUGUGGAGACCAUGUGAAAUGUUGAACUUUUAUGUAAUGACCCAAUUGUCAGAGAGAGACGGACGGCAGUUUGUUGUAGCAGUCCUGCUAUGAAAUGUUAGACUGUUUGUAGAGGACUAAUAAUGUGACGUGGAAUGAGGAGGAGUUGUAAAUGAGUUGGUAAUGGACCUCACAUGAAACUCACAACGUACAGGGUCACCAUAGGCUCACUGUUCGUUGUUGGCAUUUCCUGCCUAAGUUUGCCAAAUAAUUGGCAACAUCAAAUGGUUUUGUGAUGAAUAAGCCAUCUGAUUCUAUUAAAGAUGGCGUUGAAUUUGUCUUUCUGCCCAUAAUUUCAUUUAAAGUACUCCAAAGUUUUUUUUCCAUCAUUCUUUAUAUAAUUGAUCUUGCCUUCAUAAUACAGUUUAUUAUUUUUUGUUGUUGAGUUUAGUCACAUCAUUUCUCAAUUUGCAGUAAGUCAGCCAGUCAGAUUUGCAGCCAGACUUAAUAGCCACUCCUUUUGCCCCAUGUUUUCCAAUUCCUCAUCAAUCCAUGGAGCCUUAACAGUUCUAACAGUCAGUUUCUUAACAGGUGCAUGUUUAUCAAUACUUGGAAGAAGCAAUUUAAUAAAUUAAUCAAGUGCAGCGUCUGGAUGCUCCUUAUUAAUCACAUCAGACCAACAAAAAUGUUUAACAUCAUCCACAUAAGAGUCACAGCAAAAUAUUUUGUGUGAUCUCUUAUACACUAGGCCCCAUUUCUGGAACUUUGGCUUUCCUGGAUAUAGCCAUAAUAUUGUGAUCACUGCAUCCAAUGGGUGCGGAUACAGCUUUAGAACAAAGUUAUACAGUAUUAGUGAAAAUGUGAUCGAUACAUGUGGAUAAUCUUGUCCCUGUAGUGUUUCUAAAUACCCUGGUAGGUUGAUUAAUAACCUGAACCAGAUUACAGGCACUGGUUACAGUGAGAAGCUUCCUCUUAAACGGAGAGCUUGAUGAAAACCAGUCAAUAUUCAGGUCCCCAAGAAAGUAGACCUCUCUGUUUACAUCACACACUAUCAAGCAUUUCCCACAUAUUAUUUAGAUACUGACUGUUAGCACUUGGUGGCCUAUAGCAACACCUCAAAAGAAAAGGCUUAAGAUGUGCCAAGUGAACCUGCAACCACAGCACUUCAAUAACACUUGACAUAAGUUAUUCUCUAAGUAUUACAGGGAUAUGGCUCUGAAUAUAUAUAUAUAUAUAUAUGUAUACAGUGAGGGAAAAAAGUAUUUGAUCCCCUGCUGAUUUUGUACAUUUGCCCACUGACAAAGACAUGAUCAGUCUAUAAUUUUAAUGGUAGGUUUAUUUGAACAGUGAGAGACAGAAUAACAACAAAAAAAUCCAGAAAAACGCAUGUCAAAAAUGUUAUGAAUUGAUUUGCAUUUUAAUGAGGGAAAUAAGUAUUUGACCCCUCUGCAAAACAUGACUUAGUACUUGGUGUCAAAACCCUUGUUGGCAAUCACAGAGGUCAGACGUUUCUUGUAGUUGGCCACCAGGUUUGCACACAUCUCAGGAGGGAUUUUGUCCCACUCCUCUUUGCAGAUCUUCUCCAAGUCAUUAAGGUUUUGAGGCUGACGUUUGGCAACUCGAACCUUCAGCUCCCUCCACAGAUUUUCUAUGGGAUUAAGGUCUGGAGACUGGCUAGGCCACUCCAGGACCUUAAUGUGCUUCUUCUUGAGCCACUCCUUUGUUGCCUUGGCUGUGUGUUUUGGGUCAUUGUCAUGCUGGAAUACCCAUCCACGACCCAUUUUCAAUGCCCUGGCUGAGGGAAAGAGGUUCUCACCCAAGAUUUGACGGUUCAUGGCCCCGUCCAUCGUCCCUUUGAUGCGGUGAAGUUGUCAUGUCCCCUUAGCAGAAAAACACCCCCAAAGCAUAAUGUUUCCACCUCAAUGUUUGACAGUGGGGAUGGUGUUCUUGGGGUCAUAGGCAGCAUUCCUCCUCCAAACACGGCGAGUUGAGUUGAUGCCAAAGAGCUCCAUUUUGGUCUCAUCUGACCACAGCACUUUCACCCAGUUCUCCUCUGAAUCAUUCAGAUGUUCAUUGGCAAACUUCAGACGGGCCUGUAUAUGUGCUUUCUUGAGCAGGGGGACCUUGCGGGCACUGCAGGUUUUCAGUCCUUCACGGCAUAGUGUGUUACCAAUUGUUUUCUUGGUGACUAUUGUCCCAGCUGCCUUGAGAUCAUUUACAAGAUCCUCCCGUGUAGUUCUGGGCUGAUUCCUCACCGUUCUCAUGAUCAUUGCAACUCCACGAGGUGAGAUCUUGCAUGGAGCCCCAGGCCUAGGGAGAUUGACAGUUAUUUUGUGUUUCUUCCAUUUGCGAAUAAUCGCAACAACUGUUGUCACCUUCUCACCAAGCUGCUUGGCGAUGGUCUUGUAGCCCAUUCCAGCCUUGUGUAGGUCUACAAUCUUGUCCCUGACAUCCUUGGAGAGCUCUUUGGUCUUGGCCAUGGUGGAGAGUUUAGAAUCUGAUUGAUUGCUUCUGUGGACAGGUGUCUUUUAUACAGGUAACAAACUGAGAUUAGGAGCACUCCCUUUAAGAGUGUGCUCCUAAUCUCAGCUCGUUACCUGUGUAAAAGACACCUGGGAGCCAGAAAUCUUUCUGAUUGAGAGGGGGUCAAAUACUUAUUUCCCUCAUUAAAAUGCAAAUCAAUUUAUAAAAUGUUUGACAUGCGUUUUUCUGGAUUUUUUGUUUGUUAUUCCCUCUCUCACUGUUCAAAUAAACCUACCAUUAAAAUUAUAGACUGAUCAUUUCUUUGUCAGUGGGCAAACGUACAAAAUCAGCAGGGGAUCAAAUACUUUUUUCCCUCACUGUAGCAAGUGCCAUGUCUGCACAUUCUGCAAGAUUGAUUGUAUAUUCGAAACAUUUUAAAAGUAGGCUAACUGCUACAGUCCACACUUCUAUGCAACAAUGAAUUGUUGUUCAAUAUUUAGUUUAUCAAUAGAUUAUUGGGUUUCUAUGUCCUGCCAUAGGCUCUGAGAUUAAAUAGGUUUAUGAUGUCUUACUCCUAUCGCACAGCAAUACUGUAGCCUGCCCAUACUGUUAACAUUUUUACAUAAGUUACCAGUCUAUUUACUGUGUUGGCAGAAUUUUUUAAAAUCUUUUGCAGUAUUUUUUUAUUAAAAAAAAAAAAAUUGUGUUUUGUAUAUCGUUUUAUUUUAAAUUUGUAUGACUGUCCUUGUCUAUCAGUGUAUCAGUGUUUUGUUACUUGUCAUGUUUUCGACGGGGCUGUAGUGGAACAGGUUGAGAGCUUCAAGUCCCUUGGUGUCCACAUCACCAACAAAUUAUCAUGGUCCAAACAGACCAAGACAGUUGUGAAGGGGGCACGACAAAGCUUAUUCCACCUCAGGAGACUGAAAAGAUUUGGCAUGGGUCCUCAGAUUCUCAAAAAGUUAUACAGCUGCACCAUCGAGAGCAUCCUGACUGGUUGCAUCACUGCCUGGUAUGGCAACUGCUCGGCCUCCGACCGUAAGGCACUACAGAGGGUAGUGCGUACGGCCCAUUACAUCACUGGGGCCAAACUUCCUGCCAUCCAGGACGUCUAUACCAGGCGGUAUCAGAGGAAGGCCCUAAACAUUGUCAAAGACUCCAGCCACCCUAGUCAUAGACUGUUCUCUCUGCUACCGCACGGCAAGCGGUACCGGAGCGCCAAGUCUAGGUUCCAAAAGGCUUCUUAACAGCUUCUACCCCCAAGCCAUAAAACUCCUGAACAGCUAAUCAUGGCUACCCGGACUAUUUGCAUUGUCCCCCCACCCCAUCCCCUCUUUUACGCUGUUGCUACUCUCUGUUUAUUAUCGAUGCAUAGUCACUUUAACUCUACCCAAAUGUUACAUAUUACCUCAAUUACCUUGACUAACCGGUGCCCCCGCACAUUGACUCUGUACCGGUACCCCCUGUAUAUAGCCUCCCUACUGUUAUUUUAUUUUACUGCUGCUCUUUAAUUAUUUUUUAUUUUUAUUUUUUACUUAUCUAUUUUGUAAUUAACACUUAUUUAUCUUAAAACUGCAUUAUUGGUUAAGGGCUUGUAAGUAAGCAUUUCACUGUAAGGUCUACACCUGUUGUAUUCGGUGCAUGUGGCAAAUAACAUUUUAUUUGUUUUGUUUUUUUGUGGACCCCAGACAGAGUAGCUGAUGCUUCUGCAAAAGCUAUUGGGGAAACAAAUAUAUAAACAAAAACAUUUAUGCUGUAUCUCACACACUUUUGGAGGUAUAUUUUGUACAAACGCACAGUUUAUAAAUGAGGCCCCAGUGCCUACAGCAUCAAAAUAGCCAUUGAAAUGGUUUUGAAAACAUUCUGUUCCAUUGAACUCCAUUGUAAAGUGUAAGGGUGCCAAUAUAUUUGACUGCAUCUGUAGUAGGAUGGUGAUUUGUGGUAGAGCUCUUAGCUGGGUGAAGGAGUGGGUUCAACAGCUCUCUGUAUGAGACCAACCGCUAAAAUAACAUGGUCAAAAGCCUGUCGGACAGAAACCAGCUGGAACGUAGGAUGAGGAGAAAAAGGCCUGUCCCAAUACUAAUUCCUCUACUGGGUCACAUUCAUUACUGCACACCGUAGCAAAAGGUUUUGCAACAAGUUGGUCCAGUCCACUACUAAGGUGGAUUCUAGCACUGACCUUCUAUGUUCAACUUCCUCAGAUAUCCGAGAACUUCUACUGUGAUCUGAACUCGGAUCAGUUUAAAGGGUUCCUGAAACCCCACACACCACAGACGGACCACUCCACCCUCUCCCGAGCAGCCAUCUUCUCCAUCACAUACCCCUCCCCAGAUAUCUACCUGGUCAUCAAGGUAAGAUACGCAUCUCAUCUACCUGCAUCUAUCUACAGUACUUGCUCAUUCAAGUAAUACACAUACCUGUACUGUGCGCAGAUCUACAAUUGUUGGUCAUUAAGGUAAACAUUAUAGACCUAUCCAUCUCCUCACAUAUUACCCAUGGUGCCUCUAUCGAUCUAAAAUCAUCUUAAGUUCAUCUUAAGUUCAUCGUUAGAACCUUCGUAGGAGGUUGACAUUGUCUUUGCAAUUGAUACAAACAAGUGACCUAUAAAAAUAUGCUUCAAAUGAAAACCGAGAUUACUGCAUUCAAAUAUAAACAGUAAGCUAUAGGCCGAUUUCAGUCAUAUUGAAAUACAUUUAAUGUCCAAUCAAUUGAGUUAUAUUUUGAUACUUGUAGGCUACUGUCUGUAAUUUGCCACAAUAUAUUAAUGUCUAGCCUAAAAUGUGCGCAAUGGUGUGCCAAAUUGGUGAUUUAGUGCAUUUGCAGCUUUAGGUGGUAAUAUCUCUCUCUCUAGGAGCUGAUCUGUCAUCAGUAUUGUGAAAUGAUUAUAAUGUCAGGGAACGAUUUGAAUGAAGAAAGCUGAUCCGAGAGCAGCGCUCCCUUUCGAUCCUAUCAGUAUCGACACAUUCUCCAACGACGCACUUAGCGACCAGUCUCUCUGCGUGGUGUUUUGGGAAACGCAUGUUACAUCUUCGGCCGUUGUAGGAACGAUGCACUGUUAAACACUCGUAAGCCUAAGUUCCGUCGCUAUCGGGAAACUGGGCCCUGUGUGUUAAGGUAACAUAUUCUAUGUAACUGACCAUAGACACCUGUGUACAGUAUUAGCUUGUAUUGGCUGUGUUUCAGAUAGAGAAGGUGCUGCAGCAGGGGGAGAUCAGUGACUGUGCUGAACCAUACAUGGUUAUGAAGGAGAGUGACUCAGCGAAGGUAGAGUGCCAUGAGGAUGCGCAUCACACACACACACACACACACACACACACACACACACACACACACACACACACACACACACACACAGCAGCUAUAGGUUGUAAUUGUGGUUCUGCGUGGUUCCCUGGAUCAGAAUAAGGAGAAGUUGGAGAAGCUGCGCAGCCAGUCAGAGACGUUCUGUCAGAGACUGGGUCGCUACCGUAUGCCCUUCGCCUGGGCCAUGGUCAACAUCAUGAACGUCAUCAGUACUGCCACACUGGACCGAGACACGACUGACUCUGACAGCUUCAAUGGUCAGUAUGUGUGUGAUUGUGUAAUAGUUUUGUGUGCGUGUGUGAUAAGCUGGUUUACUCUUGAACUGAUGAGUCCAAGGCUUGUUGGAUCAUACCUUUCUGUACCUAACUUGAAUGACUUGCCAUGGUUCACCUCCCCUCCCCUGUCCAGGUAAAUCCAGCAGUCUGGAUAAGAGAGGUCAGUUGCCCAGGAGGAACUCUGAGAGGUUCGCUACCAUGGAAGACCAGUGUAACAUGUCUGCCUUCAAACCUGCUACCAUAACCAUCAGCACCUUCUGCAAACAGGUCUGGACACAUGCACUAUAGAAAACAAUACAAGCACACACGUUAUAAUAUAAACACUGAUACAGUGAUAUAAGCAUCGAUAUGCUCAAAGAAUGCUCAACGUUGUGGGUGUCACCUCGGUACAAUACAUUAUUUCAUUCCAUACAUAAUCUACAAAGCAGACAUACAUGUCAUAAGGCCGUACCUAACCAGAUAUCAUAUAGACUUACCAUACAUUCUCCAUAAUAUUGGCAGCCGUAGGUGGUAAUAUUUCUCUAGGAGCUGAUCUGUCAUCAGUAUUGUGAAAUAAUUAUAAUGUUAAGGAAGGAAGGACAUAAUCCACAGAGCAGACAUGCAUGUGAUAGCAUUGCACAGCAAGGGUGCAUUUUUUCCAUCCUACUAGCAUCUGUGGAUAAGCCCAAGAAUUGGUGCCGCAAAAACUCUUAGAGUUGCACUCCUCAAUAUGUGCCCCAAGUAUUUGUCACUUUCAUAUGUUUAGUUGUUGGAAAAGAUGAAAGAAGUCCGCUGUGCAACAUUGCAUCUUCACACUUUAAUUCUGAGACAGUAUAUCAUCCCCACCACAGCUCUUCAGCUAUGCAGAAAGCCCUAGUCCGAUAUUGUUGUUUUUAACACAUAGUGAAUGUUUUGGGGCUUCACUUUUUCUACAAAUGUUUAUUUGACUGAACUAGAUCCUGCUGUGUUUUAGGAGGGGGACCGUCUGAGUGAUGAGGACUUGUUCAAGUUUCUGGCAGACAUCAAAAGGUUCUCAUCCCUGCAGAGAAGAAUUAAAACCAUACCAGGUAAUCCUCCAUUCAACCACACAGCAAGACCUGGCUGUCUGUAGAUGCUGUUUCACUCCAUUCAACCCAACAACAAGUGACUAUAAUGUCCCAUUUCUAAGACCAAGUUGUCUGUAAAUGUUAUGCCUGGGUUUAUGUGUCUAAGUGGGACUGCAACGUUCCUAUACGUAUGACCUACUUCGAAAUAUCUCUCAGAAGAAUUCACAUAGAUUGAGACUGUAUUUGACUUAUUUCUGACAUGGUCCAGGUAUGAUAAGACUGGAUGUGACCCCGGUCCAUGACAACCCAGUGGCAUGUCUCUCUACUGAGCUGAUCCCAGUCAAACCAGUGGCUGAGAAGAACCUGAGACCUAUCAAAGAGGUGUUGGAAUUCCCCUCCAGCGAAGUCUAUGUUCCACACAGCACCUACAGGUGAACACACACACGUUUCCAUGCAUACAACACACACACACAGGCAAGCACGCACACACACAGUUCAUAACAGCAUUUACAGGUUAGUUCACUCACUCCAUCCUCUCUGCUCUGUAGGAGGAAAUGCCUUUAGAUGUGAGAUGUGUCUUGAAACACCUUUUCAAAUAUAGUAUAUUCUGCAUAUUCUCCUCAAAGCUCAAUUCAUCACUUCAUUCCCUGUGGAUGUAGCCUUUAGUGAGUUAUAAUGUAUUUACCAAAGCACAACCACCUAUAUAUACAAAAGUAUAAAUCGUCUGUCCUCAGUUGCAACACUCACUACAGAGUUCCAAACUGCCUCUGGAAGCAACAUCAGCACAAUAACUGUUCAUCAGGAGCUUCAUGAAAUGGGUUUCCAUGGCCGAGCAGCCGCACACAAGCCUAAGAUCACCAUGUGCAUUGCCAAACGUCGGCUGGAGUGGUGUAAAGCUUGCCGCCAUUGGACUCUGGAGCAGUGGAAACACGUUCUCUGGAGUGAUGAAUCACGCUUCAACAUCUGGCAGUCCGACGGACGAAUCUUGGUGGAGGAGGAAUAAUGGUCUGGGGCUGUUUUUCAUGGUUCGGGCUAGGCUCCUUAGUUCCAGUGAAGGGAAAUCGUAACGCUACAGAAUACAAUGACAUUCUAGACGAUUCUGUGCUUCCGAGUUUCCUGUUUCAGCAUGACAAUGCCCCCGUGCACAAAGCAAGGUCCAUACAGAAAUGGUUUGUCUAGAUCGGUGUGGAAGAACUUGACUGAUCUGCACAGAGCCCUGACCUCAACCCCAUCGAACACCUUUGGGAUGAAUUGGAACGCUAACUGCGAGCCAGGCCUAAUCGUCAAACAUCCGUGCCCGACCUCACUAAUGCUCUUGUGGCUGAAUGGAAGCAAGUCCCUGCAGCAAUGUUCCAACAUCUGGUGGAAAGCCUUCCCAGAAGAGUGGAGGCUGUUAUAGCAGCAAAGGGGGGACAUUUACAUUUUAAAUUUUUGUCAUUUAGCAGACGCUCUUAUCCAGAGCGACUUACAGGAGCAAUUAGGGUUAAGUCCUUGCUCAAGGGCACAUCGACAGAUUUUUCACCUAGUCGGCUCGGGGAUUAGAACCAGCGACCUUUCGGGUACUGGCACAACGCUCUUAACCACUAAGCUACCUGCCGCCCCGGGACCAACUCCAUAUUAAUGCCCAUCAUUUUGGAAUGAGAUGUUUGACGAGCAGGUGUCCACAUACUUUUGGUCAUGUAGUGUAGCUUCAAGCACUGUUGGUCCAUUACUUAAUACCCCUAACAGUGUAUUCUCUGUCUCCAUUCUAAGCAUCAUGUAUACAUUCCCCUUCACGUGAGCUUUACUCAGGUGUGAUUGCACUUACCACAGCACAAUGAGCACGUAGCUUCAGGCCUCAUAGUUUCCAUCAACGUUGUAAACACCUACCACCAGUCUGACCUGAGACAAUGCUGUCAACACUUCACUCCUUCCUUCUCUUUGCAUCCAAAAUGGCACCCUAGGGCAGUGGUCAAAAGUAGUGCAUUAUAUAGGGAAUAGGGUGCCAUUUGGGACAUACCCUAAGAGUUUGUCUCCUGUCUCAGGACAGAUGACCACAUUGUUACAUUACCAACAAUCCACAUUUGGAUUGUUGGUAAGCCCCUGGUUUUCAGGCCCAUGCAGUGUAUUGUGCAAUAUCAUGCAUUUCUUAGCUCCACAGGGUGCCAUCUAGUGGUAUAGUAUUGAUGUGCAGGCUCAGCCUGUCUUAACUCUGAGAAGGAGUGCUGCACAUGCACAAUGGGUUUUUCCUGACCUGACCAGGAAGAACUCUGGUCUGUGCUAUCUGAGAUCCUUUGGACGUCCCUACCGUAACCCUAAACUUAACCCCUACCUUAACCAUUUAAAAUGUCAACUUCAAUGGGGUAGGGACGUCCCAAGGAUCCCGGAUAGCACAUACCAUUUAACAGACUACAAGUACAGCUUGGGCUGUGUCCAUUAAUAUAUCCUUUCUCCUGAAGUGUGCAUUUAUUCACUACUUCCCACAAAUCUAAAAGCAUUGGAAUAGUGGAGGCAUGGGCUAGUGGGAGUUUCUACCAUAUUUCUUAUACCAGAAAAAUCUCCCUCUGUCUCUCUGUCUCUCUGUCUCUCUGUCUCUCUGUCUCUCUGUCUCUCUCCCUUCGUCUUGCUCUUGCUUUCUCUCUCUCUCUCUCUCUCUCUCUCUAGGAACCUGCUCUAUGUGUACCCCCAGCGGCUCAACUUCGUCAACAGGCUGACUUCAGCAAGGAACAUCACCAUUAAAAUCCAGUUUAUGAGUGGAGAAGACCCAAGCUGUGUACUGCCUGUGAGUUUGACACACACACACACACACACACACACACACACACACACACACACACACACAAUGCUCAUACAGAAUGUUCACCUACGUCGCUGUGACAUGUUUAACAUGGUUUUAUUGAUUUUACUCUUUCUUUUUCCUCCUAGGUCAUUUUUGGAAAAUCAAAUGGUCCUGAGUUUCUGCAAGAAGUAUACACCCCAGUCACGUACCAUAACAAGCAAGUGGAUGCUAUUUUAUAUACUUCAUGCUAAAUGCUAAUAAUACAACUACCGCAUGAUAUGCAUAUUACAUUUUCUAAUAUAAUAAUCUUCAUUUUUUUCUGUGUUCUCUCUGUCUCUGUAUGACUGGGACUCAGGUCUCCAGACUUCUAUGAGGAGGUGAAGAUAGCUCUGCCUGCCAGGCUGACUGAGAGACACCACCUCUUGUUUACCUUCUACCAUAUCAGCUGUCAACAGAAACAGAAUCAGACAGCCCCCAGUGAGACACUCAUAGGAUUCUCUGUAAGUCUGACCCCUCAAACCUUGUCUCACCUGUGCCUAUAUUCAUACAGUGCCUCAGAGUAGGAGUAGUGAUCUAGGAUCAGCUCCUCGCUGUCCAUGUAAUCUUAUUCAUUGUGAUCGAAAAGGCAAAACUGAUCCUAGAGCAGCAAUCCUACUCUGAGACGUAAUGGAUGCAUUUACACAGGCAGCUCAAUUCUAAUUGGUCAAAAGAUCUGAUCUGGCCUCACGAGUGGCGCAGCGGUCUAAGGCACUGCCUCGCAGUGCUUGAGGCGUCACUACAGCCCUGGGAUCGAUCCCAGGCUGUGUCACAGGCGGCCGUGACCGGGAGACCCAUGAGGCGGCGCACAAUUGGCCCAGCGUCGUCCGGGUUAGGGGAGGGUUUGGCCGCACGGGAUUUCCUUGUCCCAUCGCGCUCUAGCGACUCCUUGUGGCGGACAGGGUGCCUGCAAGCUGACCUUGGUUGCCAGUUGUACGGUGUUUCCUCCGACACAUUGGUGCGGCUGGCAUCCGGGUUAAGCGAGCAGUGUGUCAAGAAGCAGUGCCGCUUCGUGUUUCGGAGGACGCAUGGCUCUCGACCUUCGCCUCUCCUGAGUCCAUAUGGGAGUUGCAGCGAUGGGACAAGACUGUAACUACCAAUUGGAUAACACAAAAUUGGGGAGAAAAAGGGGUAAUGGUAAAAAAAUUGAAUAAAGAUCUGAUUCGUCAAAAGACCAAUUAUUGGCAGAAGAUCAGAAUUAGGCUGCCUGUGUAGGCACAGCCUAUGAAUACGGCCCCUGGUCUCAUCUGCUCUGGAUCACACUGGUUUCAUGUUGUCUUACAUGAACAUGCAGCUACUCUACUGAACAUGGCGAUGCACACAACAAUUCAAUCAUGUUUAUGUAUGAUCUAUAUACUAUAUUGCACAAUAUGUUUAGUAAGUGAUUCUCCUCAAUGAUAUGUAGAUGGUCUAUCUUCUGUAUGUGAGUGUCCAUAGUGUCUGUCAAUAGUCAAUGUGUGCUGAUAGCUGAUGUACUGUCUAUCCCCCUGUUUACUGUAGUGGCUGCCUUUACUGAAUACUGACAGACUACAGACUGGUCAGUACUGCCUCCCUAUCGCCCUGGACCGACUGCCUGUCAACUACUCACUGCACUCGCCUGAGGUAACCGUUCAUUUGUCCAUUUCAAUUCUCCAGACAACAGUUAAAUGUGGUCCUCUGUAGCUCAAUUGGUAGAGCAUGGCGCUUGUAACGCCAGGGUAGUGAGUUCGAUCCCCGAUACCACCCAUACGUAAAAAUUUAUACACACAUGACUGUAAGUCGCUUUGGAUAAAAGCGUCUGCUAAAUGGCAUAUUAAAUUAUAUUAAAUUAAAUUUAAUUUAAAUUUUAAAUUAAAUUUUAAAAAAUAAGUUGUAUCAGUAGAAUGUAAAGUGGGGGGUGGCUCCCCCUUGUGGAUAGAAGAUACUUAGUUGUCAUUCGUUGAUUGAUUUACUGAUUUAUUAAUUGUUUUUACAUGGCAACAGACAUAUCUUUUUUUGUUAAAGUGCAAGGCUUGUGAGUAGGCUCAGAAUGAGUUAAUAUGUCAAUCUCUUUCUCUUUCUCUCUCUCUUUUUCUCUCUCUGCAGAAGAUUGCCCCUCAGGUCCCUCCAGUCAAGUGGAUGGAGAGCCACAAAGGAGUGUUCAACCUGGAGAUACAGGCUGUGUCCUCUGUACACACACAGGUAAGUCUACACACACACACACACACGCAUGCAUGCACACUCAAAAAUGUUUUAUUUAUUAACCCCUUCCCCACCCCAGGAUAACCACUUGGAGCGUUUCUUCACGUUGUGCCAUGCCCUGGAGGGCGGAGUGACGUUCCCACUCCGGGUUCGGGAAGAGAAGAUUCCGGAGAACAAGCUGGAGCACGAGCUGAAGCUGAGCAUCAUCUCCCUGUCCUCCUCCAGACUGGAACCUCUGGUCCUCUACCUCCACCUGGUCUUAGAUAAACUCUUCACCCUCAUCAUGCAGCCCAUGGUCAUCGCUGGACAGACGGGUACCUAUAUAUAAGGGGAGGUCACCUGGGCUUUCAGACAGACAGGUACCCAGGGCGACAUCACUGUCCUGGGCGUUCAGACAGACCAGUACCUAGGGAAUGUCACCUGGGUAUUCAGACAGACAGGUACCCAGGGGGACGUCACUGUCCUGGGUUUUCAGACAGACAGAUACCUAAGAGGACGUCACCAUCCUGGGCUUUCAGAUAGACAGCUAGAGCAAGACAGGCACUCCACUGGAAGGACAGACAGGUAGUGGGAGAGUUUACCUGAUAUGUUUGACGUGUGUGUGUGUAUUUAUUUCCUAGCCAACCUAGCCCAGAUAGCAUUUGAGUCGGUGGUGUCCAUCGUCAACAGUCUCCACAACAGCCAGGAGCUGGCCAGGGACCAGCAGGGCAGGAACGGUCUCCUUGCAACAUACCUUUACUGGGUGUUCCGCCUGGCCGACUCUCCCCUGGAGCUCCUCAACACAGGUAGGUACCACCAGACACGUUGUCAUGGUGAUGAGAGUAAGAGACUGGACGUCACUUUAUAUGAAACAGCCUCAUGAGCACUACUAGAAUAUGCUGCGCUGAACACAGUAACUGCAGAUAAGAUACAUUAAACAGUAAUAAUUGAAAUGAAGGGUAACUGUGUAAUUACACCAAUACAUUGCUAUAGUAUCUUACCUAGUUAUUUUCAGAUUACCUCAUUUUGCUCUGUUGUAGCUUUGGCAACUAUGUGUGUGUUUUCUAUCCCAGUUCACUCCUCUCGCUGUAGGCUUUACAGACGCUCCCCACCCCUUGGCUGCAACCCUUCUAAUUUAGUGUACCAUGCGCGAACAACCCAUGUGGAAUUUCUGGUCUCCGGCAGUGUUUGGAACGGCCGAUCUGCGGUCAAGAACGCAGAGUUCAUCUCAGCCUGUGUUGCCCUUCAGGCCCUAGACUUUUUGGCCCUGACAGAGACAUGGAUCACCCCAGAGAACACUGCACAGGGCCACUAAUUUUUCCGGUGGAGAUUUUGUAUUUUCUCCGUCACUCACCUGUCCUUCUCCUCAUUUGAAUUCCAUGCUGUCACUGUCACUUGUCCACUCAAGCUUAACAUUGUUGUUGUCUAUCACCCACUAGGUGCCCUUAGAGUUCCUCAAUGAGUUUGACACCUUGAUAAGCUCAUUUCCUGACGAUGGCUCACCACUCUUUGUACUGGGUCACUUCAACCUCCCAAUGUCUGCCUUCAAUUAAUUGCUUUCCAACUCUUUCUUUCCCCUCCUUGCCUCUUUUAACCUCACCCUUUCCCAGUCCCCUCCCACUCACAAGGCAGGCAAUACGCUUGACCUCCUCUUUACUAGAGGCUGUUUGCCUUCUAAUCUCAAGGCAACCCACCUCCAGGUCUCUGAUCACCACUGUGUUUCCUUUUCUGGCUCCCUCUCCUCCAACCCUUGCCACUCAGCUCCUACCCAGAUGGUCAUGCACCGUCGCAACCUUCGCUCUCUCUCUCUCUCUCUCCCACUACACUCUCCUAUUUUAUCCUAUCAUCUCUCCCUUCUGCUAAAUCCUUCUCCCUCCUGCCUCUUCGACCCUACUAUCCUCCCUUUCCGCAUGCUAUGACUUGCACAUUCCCCUUUCUUUCCGGCCGGCUCGGCCCUCCCCUCCUGCUCUGUGGCUGAGUGACUCAUUGUGAGGAAAUGGAUGAACACUCAACUUCCUGAGGACCUAUCAUCCUUUAACUCCCUCCUCUCUACCUUCUCUUCCUCUGUAUCCCCUGCUAAAGCCACUUUCUAUCAAUCUAAAUUUCAAGCUUCUGCCUCUAACCCUAGGAAACUAUUUUCCACCUUCUCCUCCAUCCCCUCCCGCUCCUGUCCCCUUCCCAGAAUGCAAAGAACCUUGGCGUGACCCUGUCAUUCUCUGCAAACGUCAAAGCAGUGACGCUCUCCUGCAGGUUCAUGCUCUACAACAUCCGUAGAGUACGACCCUACCUCACACAGGAAGCGGCGCAGGUGCUAAUCCAGGCACUUAUCAUCUCCCGUCUGGACUACUGCAACUUGCUGUUGGCUGGGCUCCCCACUUGUGCCAUCAAACCUCUGCAACUUAUCCAGAACGCUGCAGCCCGCCUGGUGUUCAACCGUCCCAAAUUUUCCCAUGUCACCCCGCUCCUCCGCAAACUCCACUGGCUUACAGUCAAAGCUCGCAUCCACUACAAGACCAUGGUGCUUACCUACAGAACAGCAAAAGGAAUUGCCCCUCCCUACCUUCAGGCUAUGCUCAAACCCUACACCCCAACCAGAGGACUCUGUUCUGCCACCUCAGGUCUCUUGGCCCUCCCACCCCUACGCUCAGCCCAGUCCAAGCUCUUCUCUGUCCUGGCACCCCAAUGGUGGAACCAGCUUCACCCUGAAGCUAGGACAGCAGAGUCCCUGCCCAUCUUCUGAAAACAUCUGAAACCAUAUCUUAAACAAUCUCACAGCACCCCCCCUCGCUACCCUCCUCGUCAUUUGUGAACUACCACUCGCACUUGACUCUUUUUCCUCUUACUAGCUCUGACUUUGCUGAUAGCUACUUUAUUGAGGAAAAAUGUACUUACUGUGAUAUGUGGUUGUCCCACCUAGCUAGCUUAAGGUGAAUGCACUAACUGUAAGUCGCUCUGGAUAAGAGUGUCUGCUAAAUGGCUAAAAUGUAAAAAUGUAAAACCUGUGAAUCAAGAUAAGCAAAAAAGUGUGAUGGGGCCACACUCAAAAAUAUGUUGCAUAAAGUUUACUUCAUUUAAAAAAUAAUAAUUUUAAAACAUACAAUCUACCUACAGUCAUCUAGCAGACACUCCCGUCCAGAGCGACCCACAAGAGCAACCAGGGCCACAGGCCCAAGCUCCCAACCGCCAGACCACCAACCAUCCAAGAUCCCCCCACAGUUCCCCCGAGAGCUGCCCCUCAACUAUCCGAGACCCUCCCACAGUCCCCCCCAAAAAAAACUCCCCCUCCACUCCCCACCCCCAAACCCCCACCUCCAACCCAACCAAAUCAACCACCUUACUUAAUUUUUUUAUUAUUUUUACUGCAUCAGGAUAUCAUACAUAGAAGUUUUAGCUUAACAGCCAUCUUCAGUGUGCAGGUUUAGUGUGCAGGUUUAGUGUGCAGGUUUAGUGUGUAGGUUUAGUGUGCAGGUUUAGUGUGCAGGUUUAGUGUGCAGGUUUAGUGUGUAGGUUUAGUGUGUAGGUUUAGUGUGCAGGUUUAGUGUGUAGGUUUAGUGUGUAGGUUUAGUGUGUAGGUUUAGUGUGCAGGUUUAGUGUGCAGGUUUAGUGUGUAGGUUUAGUGUGCAGGUUUAGUGUGUAGGUUUAGUGUGCAGGUUUAGUGUGUAGGUUUAGUGUGCAGGUUUAGUGUGUAGGUUUAGUGUGUAGGUUUAGUGUGCAGGUUUAGUGUGCAGGUUUAGUGUGCCGGUUUAGUGUGUAAGUUUAGGUUCAGUGUGUAAAGCAAAGUGUGACCAGGUAGAUCAUGCAAGUGAUAUGGUUCUCCCCUGUGUGUCCAGGUCCAGGUGAGGUGUUACCUCCCACUGAGGGGCGCUACAGUACUAUGGGGCGGGCCUCAGCCACCACAGUAGGAGCCAUGUUACUGCAGUCUCGGCUCCGCAGCAGCAGCAACCCUGAUAUACCUGCUCCACUCAGUACAGAGAACACAGAGGUCAUAAACAUCUUGUCAGCUAAGGUACUGAUACGCAUGCAGAGCCGUGAUUGAGUGGGUAACACUCCUGGCUCUAUGCACCUGCACAAGUUCACGCCGGAGACCUGGGUUUAAUCCCCAAAUCCACCUUGCACUUUCUCCUCUUAAUCUGUCCCCCUGUCUGUUUCUGAUUUAUCUGGAAUAAAACAAAUGAAAUACCUAAGGGGACUGAAUCUCCACUCUCUUUAAUGAUGCACUAUGCAGAAUUCACUCUGCCAUUUUCCUGGUUGCUAAAAUUCUAAUGGUUCGCCUAAUUUCAGUUUGUGACAAAACAAGCAAGUAUAGUGUAGAGAAUCAUUGUACCAUCUAAACUGCUGUGAAAUAUAUUUUCCAUAACCCAAAAUAUUGUAUAAUUAUUUUAAAUUGCAGCUUUAUAAAAAGGUACUGAUACACUACACUAAAGACCGAGUCAAUGAACAUCCUCUCAGUCUAGAGCUAGCCACAAACACAUCCUCUAGUGGAGCAAGUAGCAUCACAGGCUAUGGUUGGUUUGCAACACAUCACUACGCUCAAGCCUUUUGAUAUCUGAUCCCCUGGGUCUUUGGCUGUAGUGUAGACUUACUGGGUUGGGCCAUGCAAAACCAUGUCUGCAUCCCAAAUGGCACCCCAUUGGCCCUGGUAAAAAGUAGUGCACUAUAUAGGGAAUAGGGUGCCAUUUGGGGGACACAACCUGUCUGUUUGUCUGUGUUUCUAAAGCUCCAAUAACCCAGAUAGUGUAUAACGGUCUGGUUCAGAUUCUUCAUGACCACCCUGUUGUUGCUGUCUUCCCCCUCAGGGCUACAACAACCCAGGCAGUCGCAUGUCCACCUAUGUGGAUUCGAGCAGCCACACUCAGAGGUCUACAAGUGGGACCCGGCCCUCCAACAGAAAGGUAACACAUACCAGAAAGAGACACCAUAAUACAUCGUUAUUUACCUCUGUGAUACCAACAGUCACCAGUGUAGGGCAGUGUUAUACUGAGCAGGCCAGAACAUAUACUAGAAUGUAGACUUCUGUAAACUACUGUAUCUUCUAUACUGGGUAAACACUGACAAUAACAUCCUCAUUUGGAUUCUUAGUAGAAUGUUAUUUAUACAUCUCAGUGGGCUGUUACAUAGUAGCCAGUAAAACCUUCCAUAUAAUGUGAUGUGUAUAUCUAUGGUUCUGUAGCAAACUACACUGGCUUGUGAAAUAGAGGCUGAACAUGACAUUGACCUUAGGUUCUAUACAGUCACAAAGACGUUUGUGUGUGUGUGUGUGUGAAUUAAACAAAAAUUAACAGUAAACAUUACAUUCGCAGAAGUUUCAAAUGUCUUAUAAUGUCUAUAUACAGUGUUGUAAUGAUUUGCAAAUAGUUAAAGUACAAAAAGGAAAAAUAAAUAAACAUAAAUAUAGGUUGUAUUUGCAAUGGUGUUUGUUCUUCCCUGGUUGCCCUUUUCUUGUGGCAACAGGUCACAAAUCUUGCUGCUGUGAUUGCAUACUGUGGUGUUUCACCCAAUAGAUAUGGGAGUUUAUCCAAAUUGGAUUUGUUUUCGAAUUCUUUAUGGGUCUGUGUAAUCUGAGGGAAGUAUGUGUCUCUAAUAUGGUCAUACAUUUGGCAGGAAGUUAGGAAGUGCAGCUCAGUUUCCACCUCAUUUUGUGGGCAGUGUACACAUAGCCCAUCUUCUCUUGAGAGCCAGGUUUGCCUACGGCGGCCUUUCUCAAUAGCAAGGCUAUGCUCACUGAGUCUGUACAUAGUCAAAGAUUUCCUUAAUUUUGGGUCAGUCACAGUGGUCAGGUAUUCUGCCACUGUGUACUCUCUGUUUAGGGCCAAAUAGCAUUGUAGUUUGCUCAGUUUUUUUGUAAAUUUUUUCCAACGUGUCAAGUAAUUAUCUUUUUGUUUUCUCAUGAUUUGGUUGGGUCUAAUAGUGUUGCUGUCCUGGGGCUCUGUGGGGUGUCUGUGUUUGUGAACAGAGCCCCAGGACCAGCUUGCUUAGGGGACUCUUCUCCAGGUUCAUCUCUCUGUAGGUGAUGGCUUUGUUAUGGAAGGUUUGGGAAUCGCUUCCUUUUAGGUGGUUGUAGAAUUUAACAGCUCUUUUCUGGACUGUGAUAAUUAGCGGGUAUCGGCCUAAUUCUGCUCUGCAUGCAUUAUUUGGUGUUUUACGUUGUACACUGAGGAUAUUCUUGCAGAAUUCUGCAUGGAGAGUCAAUGUGUUUGUCCCAUUUUGUGAAUUAUUGGUUGGUGAGCGGACCCCAGACCUCACAAUCAUAAAGGGCAAUGGGUUCUAUAACUGAUUCAAGUAUUUUUUGCCAGAUCCUAAUUGGUAUGUCAAAUUUUUUUUUCCUUUUGAUGGCAUGGAAGGCCCUUCUUGCCUUGUCUCUCAGAUCAUUCACAGCUUUGUGGCGGUUACCUGUGAUGUUUAGGCCGAGGUAUGUAUAGGGCAACGGUGUCUAGAUGGAAUUUGUAUAUGUGGUCCUGGCAACUGGACCUUUUUUGGAACACCAUUAUUUUUGUCUUACUGAGAUUUACUGUCAGGGCCCAGGUCUGACAGAAUCUGUGCCGAAGAUCUAGGUGCUGCUGUAGGCCCUUCCUUGGUUGGGGACAUAAUCACCAGAUCAUCAGCAAACAGUAGACAUUUAACUUCAGAUUCUAGUAGGGUGAGGCCGGGUGCUGCAGACUGUUCUAGUGCCCUCGCCAAUUUGUUUAUAUAUAUGUUGAAGAGGGUGGGGCUUAAGCUUCAUGCCUGUCUCACCCUACGGCCCUGUGGAAAGAAAUGUGUGUGGUUUUUGCCAAUUUUUACCACACACUUGUUGUUUGUGUACAUGGAUUUUAUAAUGUCGUAUGUUUUUCCCCCAACACCACUUUCCAUCAAUUUGUAUAGCAGACCCUCAUGCCAAAUUGAGUCAAAAGCUUUUUUGAAAUCAACAAAGCGUGAGAAGACUUUACCUUUGUUUUGGUUUGUUUGAUUGUCAAUUAGGGUGUGCAGGGUGAAUUCGUGGUCUGUCGUACGGUAAUUUGGUAAAAAGCCAAUUUGACAUUUGCUCAGUACAUUGUUUUCACUGAGGAAAUGUACGAGUCUGCUGUUAAUGAUAAUGCAGAGGAUUUUCCCAAGGUUGCUGUUGAUGCAUAUCCCACGGUAGUUAUUGGGGUCAAAUUUGUCUCCACUUUUGCGGAUUGGGGUGAUCAGUCCUGGGUUCCAAAUAUUGGGGAAGAUGCCAGAGCUAAGGAUGAUGUUAAAGAGUUUAAGUAUAGCCAAUUGGAAUUUGGCAUCUGUAUAUUUUAUAAUUUCAUUGAGGGAUACCAUCAACACCACAGGCCUUUUUGGGUUGGAGGGUUUAUAUUUUGUCCUGUAGUUCAUUCAAUGUAAUUGGAGAAUCCUGUGGGUUCUGGUAGUCUUUAAUAGUUGAUUCUAAGAUUUGUAUUUGAUCAUGUAUAUGUUUUUGCUGUUUGUUUGGCCAAACAUAUUGGAGAAAUGGUUUACCCAUACAUCUCAGUUUUGGAUAGAUAACUCUUCGUGUUGUUGUUUGGAUUCUUCAAUUAUAUUGAGCUGAUUUCUGACGUGCUGUUCCUUCUUUUUCCGUAGUGUAUUCCGCUAUUGUUUUAUUGAUUCACCAUAGUGAAGGUGUAGGCUCAGGUUUUCUGGGUCUCUGUUUUUGGUUGAAUAGGUUUCUCAAUUUCUUUCUUAGGGCUUUGCAAUCUUCAUCAAACCAUUUGUCAUUGUUGUUAAUUUUCUUUGCUUUUCAGUUUAACAAUUUUAGAUUUGGUAGGGAAGCUGAGAGAUCAAAUAUACUGUUUAGGUUUUCUACUGCCAAGUUUACACCUUCACUAUUACAGUGAAAUGUUUUGUCCAGGAAGUUGUCUAAAAGGGAUUGAAUUUGUUGUUACCUAAUUGUUUUUUGGUAGGUUUCCACACUACUUUCCUUCCAUCUAUAGCAUAUCUUAAUAUUAUUCAGUUCCUUUGACUUUGAUGCCUCAUUAUUGAGUAUUUCUCUGUUCAAGUCUCUGUCUCGCUCUAUAACAUAUAGGUUGUACUUUGCAUAUAAGAAGUAACACUGAGAGUCCAGGAUGGAUGUGGUCCUUAUAAAGAGUACACUGUGUUCUACCUGUAGGUUACCAGACAGUACUGUAUUAGUGGUGGUAGUAACCCAAGGCUCUGUGUUUCUCUGACAGCAGUUCCAUGAGGAGUUGGCUCUACAGAUGGUGGUCAGCACGGGAGUCUGCAGAGAGAACACAUACAAAUACGCCUGGUUCUUCUUUGAACUGCUGGUAAGUGUGUUCAAUAUAUUUUACAAUAUAGCCCUAGCGUGUUUUGCUUAAUGGAGUUGUUCUUGGACUACAAGAAAUUAAUGUAUGUAUCCGAGUACACCCGUGUGUGUGUGUGUGUGUGUGUGUGUGUGUGUGUGUGUGUGUGCCCAGGUGAAGAGCAUGGCCCAGCACGUGUCUCAGCUGGAGAAGCAGGACGUCCCUCGCAGGAGCCGCUUCUCAGACCGCUUCAAAGAUGACAUCACCACCAUCGUCUCCGUGGUUACUGCCGAGAUAGGGACCAUCCUGGUCAAACAGCAGAAGGUUAGUAACAGUGUAUGAUUUAUAUACGCUAGCACUUUUUGUAGACUCGAUCUAUCAAAUCAUCGCUUAACUUCCACUGCUCAUUUUAAUAAAAAUAAAAUGUUUGAUCUGAUGUCUCUAAGGAGACCAUUGGCUGGUAUUAACUGAAAAUCAACUGUUUGUUUGUGUUGUUGUUAGGAGUUGGAGCAGGCAGAGAAGGUAAACAUCAGCCUUGCCUUCUUCCUGUAUGACCUGCUGUCUCUCAUGGACCGAGGCUUCGUCUUCAUCCUGGUCAAAAACUACUGCAACCAGGUCACUACCACAAUACACUUCUCUAACCACAAUAUUCUACGGUCCUAUUUUAUAUUUAAGUGACGCUACAAAAGAUGGAAGUUACAUGGUAGUUACUUAUAGGAAGUUGCUAUACAGCAUAACUACAAAGGAGGUGACCAAUUCUAGACUCUAUUUCUAUGUCGCUGACCAUAUCCCAUGUCAAUAACUUAAACUGACCUUGACCAUGUGACCUGCCGUAACCUCUGAUUGGUUAUUUCCAGAUUUCGGCAAAGAGCAUUUCCAUGCCAACCAUGAUCAGCAUGCGAUUGGAGUUCCUGCGUAUCCUGUGCAGUCAUGAGCACUACCUCAACCUCAGCCUUUACUUCAGUAGUCCCGCCUCCGCACCCGGCUCCCCAUGCCCAUCCAUCUCCUCACAGGUCAGUCUGCAUGUCAGUCAAAAUCCUAUCGGCCAGUCCACAGCACUCACCUGCGGCUUUGGGAUUUGAGGUUAUAGUGGAGUAUUGUUAAGGCGGGGUGUUGAGGAAAGUAUUCUUGAUUAAAGUUAUCUUUCUCUCCUUGUUGUUUCAUAUUCCUAUUUCCCCCCCGUCUAUCUCUCUUUCUCCUUUCUCCCCCCUCCCCCCGUCUCUCUCUCCCCCGUUUCUCUCUGCAGAGCUCCAGUUCAUGUAGUUUCCAGGAGCAGAAGAUCCUGGACCUGUUUGAUCUGUCUCACGGGUUUAAACAGCAGCACUACCUUACUGGUCUACUCCUCACCGAGCUCAGCGCUGCACUGGACAUGGAGUCAGAGGGGUCAGUACACACACACACACACACACACACACACACACACACACACACACACACGUACACACACACAUACAUACGUACCUGUGUGCUUAUGAGAUUGUGUGUAGGGGUAAGGUCCAGAGGAAGGCCAUCAACGCAACCUACAGUCUGCUGUGUGUCCAUGACCUGGACCAGCGCUGUGCCCAGCCUGAGGUCAGGGCCAAGGUGGCCACUCUUUACCUCCCCCUGGUGGGCAUCAUCAUUGACUCCAUCAACUACCUGGACUUCACAGGUACUGGCCUUGGCCACAUUCCAUAUCCACCCCUAGAUCCUACCCAUUAGCACUUAAUGUACAUUGGCUAAGGAGUUGGUUGAUUGGUUUGGAACUGGGUUGAUGUGAACUGUGUUUAGAGAGUUUGGUGCAGAGCUGUGGCUGUUAACAAUCCCCGCUCUCAACAAAUAUGCCACUCCCCACCGGAGAUGACCCUUUCAACUAUCUCCUCUCUCUACCUCUGUGUAACCCUUUAGUAACUUCUAAUCUGUCUAAAUAAAGCUUGAAAAUAUAUAUUUGUAAGUAUUUGACCCUUGUGUGUCUCCGCAGUGUCCGAGGCUCGCGGAGGGAAGAACAAGACAGGUGGGUCAGACGAAGACCCCGACAACGUCACGCCCAUCAAUCAGUCUAUUGCCAUGGCGAUCGCCGGCAACCCCUUCAACACCUUGGCGAGGAAUGCCCAACCUUCCAUGGCGUCUGUGGUAAGACUGUAGGAAUGUUGUUAUGGUUUCGUAUCAGUGGGACUUUCUCAUUUCACCUCCAAGCACAUACUGUAUGUUUGGGUUCCUCAAUCAGAACUGGAGAAAGCUUGCUUUUCAAACUGCAUCAAAAUGAUUUAUUAACAUUGAAAUUAGAGUAGUCAAUUCUUUACACACAAACUUGAAACAUAAGUGCUCUGUGUUUUUGUGACUAGCGGUGUCAGCGUCUGUUUCUGUGUGUUUGUGUGCAUGCACAAGGGGGCUGCCGUGUAGCAGGUGUGCUGCUGUGAGGUAGACUGAUGAGCUGUCAGAUGCACACACAUACUCCAUCCAUUCUGAGACGCCAGCUCUCUCUCUCACUCACACACGCGUGUAGACACCACACACACACACACACACACACACACGGGAGAUGCUUUAUGGGCAGGCAUUAUAAUCAUAAGUGACCUGGGCUGUCCUGAGCAACACACACAUCCAUCAAACAUAGCCACGGCAACACUGCAGCCACUGAACACUCUGUCUCUCCUGUCAUAACUUGCCUCUGCUGGGUGAAUGUAUGCCCUAUAUACGCUAUACACAAUGCUAUCAAUGACUGGUCUAUAUGGAAUAUUCAACCUCUUAGUUAGAUGGAGCACCUGUUUACUCCAAAAGGAGAACCCAUAAGCCACACUAUAUCUCUGAUCAUAUUGCAGUGAAUCUGUCCACUUUAAAGUAUACACCUCUGUUCUCCUUCCUCUACCAGUCUGCUAAAGGCCUUUGCAGACUGUACGUCGAAUUCUGUCUUUUACGAUUAUCACGUCACACUGUGCGACGUUAUCAAAUUAAACUCUUGAUAGCAACCUGGCCAGAUUGUACGAUUUGCUUCAGUUCUGUCGUCCCAUUCUGCGAUUGGCUUGCUAGGCUACGUCAACUGCAGCGGUGUAUUGGCUCUGCGCAUCAAAUCAAAUCAAAUGUUAUUUGUCAUAUGCGCUGAAUACAACAGGUGUAGACCUUACAGUGAAAUGCUUACUUACAAGCUCUUAACCAACAAUGCAGUUUUAAGAAAGAAUACCAAAAAAAUACAAUAUAAAAUAAUACGAAAUAAAAGUAACAAAUAAUUAAAGAGCAGCAUUAAAAAUAAGUAUAGCGAGGCUAUAUACAGGGGGUACCGGUACCGAGUCAAUGUGCGGGGGCACUGGUUAAUUGAGGUAAUAUGUACAUGUAGGUAGAGUUAUUAAAUUGACUAUGCAUAGAUAAUAAACAGAGAGUAGCAGCAGCGUAAAAGGGGAGGGGGGCAAUGCAAAUAGUCUGGGUAGCCAUGAUUAGCUGUUCAGGAGUCUUAUGGCUCCGGGGUAGAAGCUGUUUAGAAGCCUAUUGGAACUAGACUUGGCGCUCCGGUACCGCUUGCCAUGCGGUAGCAGAGAGAACAGUCUAUGACUAGGGUGGCUGGAGUCUUUGACAAUUCUUAGGGCCUUCCUCUGACACUGCCUGGUAUAGAGGUCCUGGAUGGCAGGAAGCUUGGCUCCAGUGAUGUACUGGGCCGUAUGCACUACCCUCCGUAGUGCCUUGCGGUCUGAGGCCGAGCAGUUGCCAUAUCAGGCAGGGAUGCAACAAGUCAGGAUGCUCUCGAUGGUGCAGCGGUAGAACCUUUUGAGGAGCUGAGGACCCAUGCCAAAUCUUUUCAGUCUCCUUAGGGGGAAUAGGUUUUGUUGUGCCCUCUUCACGACUGUCUUGGUGUGCUUGGACCAUGUUAGUUUGCUGGUGAUGUGGACACCAAGGAACAUGAAGCUCUCAACCUGCUCCACUACAGCCCCGUCGAUGAGAAUGGGGGCGUGCUCGGUCCUCUUCUUUUUCCUGUAGUCCACAAUCAUCUCCUUUGUCUUGAUCACGUUGAGGGAGAGGUUGUUGUCCUGGCACCACACGGCCAGGUCUCUGACCUCCUCCCUAUAGGCUCUCGUCGUUGUCGGUGAUCAGGCCUACCACUGUUGUGUCAUUGGCAAACUUAAUGACGGUGUCGAGCCUGGCCAUGCAGUCAUGAGUGAACAGGGAGUACAGGAAGGGACUGAGCACUCACCCCUGAGGGUCCCCCGUGUUGAGGAUCAGCGUGGCGGAUGUGUUGUUACCUACUCUUACCACCUGGGGUGGCCCGUCAGGAAGUCCAGGAUCCAGUUGCAGAGGGAGGUGUUUAGUCCCAGGGUCCUUAGCUUAGUGAUGAGCUGUGAGGGCACUAUGGUGUUGAACGCUGAGCUGUAGUCAAUGAAUAGCAUUCUCACAUAGGUGUUCCUUUUGUCCAGGUGUGAAAGGGCAAUGUGGAGCGCAAUAGAGAUUGCAUCAUCUGUGGAUCUGUUGGGGCGGUGUGCAAAUUGGAGUGGGUCUAGGGUUUCUGGGAUAAUGGUGUUGAUGUGAGCCAUGACCAGCAUUUCACAGAACUUCAUGGCUACAAACGUGAGUGCUACGGGUUUGUAGUCAUUUAGGCAAGUGUUCUUGGGCACAGGGACUAUGGUGGUCUGCUUGAAACAUGUUGGUAUUACAGACUCAGUCAGGGAUAUGUUGAAAAUGUCAGUGAGGACACUUGCCAGUUGGUCAGCGCAUGCUCGGAGUACACGUCCUGGUAAUCCGUCUGGCCCUGCGGCCUUGUGAAUGUUCACUUGUUUAAAGGUCUUACUCACAUCGGCUACGGAGAGUGUGAUCACACAGUCGUCCGGAACAGCUGAUGCUCUCAUGCAUGUUUCAGUGUUACUUGCCUCGAAGCGAGCAUAUGCUUAUGCGCAAGUGAAGUGAGUUCGGAAAAAGUAUGCAUCUUAGAAAUAGUUUUCAUAUACAAACUUUAUAUGUCCGAACUCAGAAUCAAAUAGGCUUCCCAAAAAUAACAUGGUCGCUGUGGUAGAACAUUUAUUUUGAUUGACCAUUUUGUAAACUAUGAAUAUCCCAUCAGGUAGCCUGAUUUCAGAUGUGUCAUGUACCAAGAUUAUUAGGGAAAUCGUUCUUCUUGCACAGCAUGUAGGCUAAACAUUUAAAUCAAACUAUUAGACCUAUAAUAAUCUGACUAGUCACAAUAAUUGUAUUAUUGUGUGCAUACUCCGUGUUCCUAUUGGUCAGUCACCGGGAUCAGCUCGUAACACCAGCCACACUACACAAUUAAGGCAACAACAUUUGGACACUGCUAGAACUUUAUCGGCGCCUACGACCGCACGUAGCUGUACUUAAUCGGCAGACCAUGACCCUGUCAGCCUGAAUGAGCCAAGACAUCCGAUAAUCGUUUACGACCUAAGAAUUUGCCCACGAUGUGGAAAUGUUUGACUGGGAUGGCAAAAUAGUUGCAUAAGAUGGCUAAAAUCGUUCAGUCUUCAAAAGCCUUAAGGCCGUGGCCACCCUGUGUGUUUCCGUGUUUCCUAUAGUAAUAUAACUCUGUCUCUCUCCUCUCUACCAGUCUGGUAAGGCGGUGGCCACCCUGUCAGCAGAGACCAGUCGUAACCUGCUGCUGUGUUUCCUGUGGGUGAUGAAGAACGCUGAGAGGAGUCUGAUCCAGCGCUGGACUGUAGACAUGCCGUCAGCACAGCUCAACAGACUGCUAGAACUACUCACCAUCUGUGUUUCCUGCUUUGAGUACAGGGUAAGAAUGUCUGCGCCCUGCAUGGAGUACAUACCUAAUUAAUGUGUGUAAAUAUUAUGUACAUUUAUCUUAUUCUCAUUGCGUGUGUGUGCAUGCCUCUGCAUUUGUGUAUGUGUGGUGCAGGGGAAGCAGAGCAGUGAUAAGGUGAGCACCCAGGCCUUACAGAAGUCCCAGCAGGCCAAGAUGCAGCUGGAGGACUCCCUACUGAGGGGCAUCGGAGCACGGGGGGAAAUGAUGCGGCGGGUUGGAGGUCAGUCCCACCCACUACUCUCUCUGAUUGGUCAGAAGUAGCUACAUGCACAAUACACGUCUUAUAAGUAUAUCUCCUGAAGAGCAGCUGAGAAGGGGAGGAUGGUAAUCCUAGGCUGCUUUUUGAUUGAACGAGAGCCUGCCUGCCCUCUUAUCCCUGACCUUUGACCCUGACAGGAAGUGACCGUGCAGGUCAGAGAGAGAACCUACGCUGGAGGAAAGACCUGACGCAGUGGAGGCAGACCAACGACAGACAAGACAAGUGAGUUAGACACACACACUCUCUCUCUCUCACACACACAUAGGUACAGAUGCAAUUCUUGCAAACAUGUAUUACUCAUCUCUCCUGGUAACUAUGGAGCAGAAGACCGAUUGUCAGGCAGUGUCUUCUGAAGAGAAUGCCAAGGAAGAGAACCCAUAGAGUUAGAAAGAGGUCUCAUCUUUGUAUCUGUGCCUUUUACCCUCAGAACGAAAGCAGAGCUGGACCAGGAGGCUCUCAUCAGUGGGAAUCUGGCUACUGAGUCCAACCUCAUCGUCCUGGACCUACUGGAGACCAUAGUACAGGUCACAACAUAUUUCUCCUUAUGGUUUCUCUCUCUCUCUCUCUCUCUCUCUCUCUCUCUCUCUCUCUCUCUCUCUCUCUCUCUCUCUCUCUCUCUCUGGUGGUGUUUGAGAUUGACUGCAUUGUAGUCGGCGACUGCAGACUGACUGUUCUACAAAUGGCCUUUAAUCCUUAAUAACUACUGAUUAUUUGUAGAUCAGUCUGUCACCAUAUACUCACAAUGCUUUAUGAAUUUGAUACUCUCUCGAACAUGGCCUACGUCACAAUGUCCUCUCUAGUUCCAUUGGCUGACAGUAUUCUUUCUCUCACUUGUGGUUGGUUGUCUUGACUGUCUGUCUCCCGUACAGGCUGUUCCAUUGGCUGACUGUAAGGACAGUGUAGUGGGCGGUGUGUUGAGGGUGUUGCUACACUGUCUCACCUGCAACCAGAGUACAACCUUCCUGUCUCACUGCUUCAGCACGCUUCGAGCACUCAUCGUCAAGGUAGGGUGUGUGUGUGUACACACAAUAUGUACUGACAGUAUUGUGUGUUUGUGUGCUGCGUGCGUGUUUGUAUACUGACAGUACUGUGUGUGUGUAGUUUGGUGACAUGUUGUUUGAAGAGGAAGCCGAGCAGUGUGCAGACCUGUGUCAGAAGGUGCUCCAGCACUGUAGCAGUCAUGUGGAUGGAAACAGAAGCCAGGCCUGCGCUACCCUGUACCUCAUCAUGAGAUACAGCUUCAGCUCGGCCAACGUGAGUACACACACACUGAUUCCGUCUCAUCCGUUUUCCUCUACCACCCAGCUUUAAUGUCUUUUCCAUGUCUAUUUUGAGCUCAGUGGGAAAAUUUGCUGAAUUAUGUGUUUCUGGGUGCUGAGAAGUGAACAGGGAGAUAUGUCACUGUCUACCCCCUGUGUCCCUGCCGUUUCUGUAAGUACUGUGCGAGUUAGAAAAAGGGAGAGUGAGAGGGGGAGGUGAGAUGGGGAGUGUGAGGGCGAGGGAAAUAAAUAACAUUUUCUGAUCUUCUCCCCUCUUGGCACAAUCUCUAAUUAAGUGAAUGGCCUUUACCCCUCUUUUUUCCAUAGCUGUGAUGUGGAGGAACAUAGUAUCCAUCUGAGUCAUGUUUAUCUCCUUCACCCAGUCUUUGUUUGUUUUCAUCCCCCUCAAUGUCUCUCCAUAUCAGAUUAGCAUCUGAAUAAAACCAUGAAGCAGGUUCAUAUUCAUUAGUGCACACCGUUGCAAAACGUAGCCAAACGUGUUGCCACAAGUUUCUUAUUGGACAAGUUCAGGUAGUCCCUCCCUGUGUCGGUCCAUUUUCUUCCGUUUGGUUCCUAGUGAAAAAGACCACGGUUUUUCCAGGGAGGACACAGAUGAGAAGAGAACGAGUGAAAGAGAGGAGGGAGGAUGGUGAAUGAGAGUUUUUGAUGGAUUGCCAGGGCAGAGUUGAAGUGAGGCCAUCUUUCGGGAUGAUGGUGGAGAGAUAGAGGGUAGGAAGAGGGAGGGGAGAUGGAGACAGUGAGGGGAUGACAGAGUGGAAAGAGAAAGGGAGAGAGAAUGGAGAGAAAGGAGAAGGAGUGAGGCCAUCGGUCAGAGUGAUAGAGUCCCCCACACAAGGACAACACACACACACAUACACACACAAACGUAUAUACACACACACACACACAUUGUAUCAAUGCCAGUGAUGUCCGUUUAGGCCCUGGCUCCACGCUGGGUUUAACAGAAUGGGGCCGUAGAGAUGAUCCAUAGGUGAUUAUGUCUCAGCUAAUGGGAGAUCGUUUCUCGCUUUGCUGCUGAUGGUGGAAAUAGAUGGGGUUACAUACACACACUCACACUCACACACACACAACCAUGUCAGGGUUAAGCCUUCAAUUACCUGGAGGAGACUGUGUGCCACCCUUAGCAACAACUGGACUGACCUAGAAAGAAGAAGAAGGAUGGAGAGAUAGAAAGGGACAGAGAGGGCUAGACCUGGACCGAGAGGGCUAGACCUGGACCGAGAGGGACAGACCUGGACCGAGAGGGACAGACCAGGCUAGACCUGGACAGAGAGGGACAGACCAGGCUAGACCUGGACCGAGAGGGACAGACCUGGACCGAGAGGGACAGACCGGGCCAGACCUGGACCGAGAGGGACAGACCUGGACAGACCUGGACAGAAGGGGCCAGACCUGGACAGAGACGCAACCUGGACAGAGAAGCGGAGCCAGACCUGACAAGAGACGGGACGACCGACCUAAGAGACAGAGACAGACGACCGAAGACAGACCGCUACCAGACAGAGACCUAGACGACCUAGAGACAGAAGCAGACCUGACGAGACGCAGACCCUAGAGGCAGACCUGACAGAUAGAGCAGACCUAGACAGAGCAGACCUAGAGGCAAGACCUAGAGACCGACGAGACCGACAACCUAGAGACAGAGAACGACAGACCGACAAGAGCGGACAGACCUAGAGAGCAGACAGACAGACCUAGAGACAGACGACGAACACACCUAGAGACCAGACCGACCUACGAAGAGACCAGACAGACCUAGAGAGCAGAGACAGACGACCUAGAGAGACAGACAGACAGCCUAGAGAGACCAGAGACGAUGACAGAGACACGACCUACAAGAGGACACGACCUAAGCAGAGACCAGACCUACACAGAGACCGACCUAACAGAGACCAGACCCAACAGAGCCUAGACCGACCUAACAGAGACCUAGACCGGACAGAGACCGACCUACCAGAGACCGACCACACAAGACCGACCUAACAGAGACCACCUACAACAGAGACAGACCUACACAGACAGACCGACCGACCUAACAGAGACGACCUAGACAGACGAGACCGACCUAGACAGAGACCUGACCCUAGACAGAGACGACCUAGACAGAGACACCUAACCGAACCCUAGAACCACCACCAGACCGACCUAACAGAGACCUAACCAGAGACCGACCUAGACAGAGACCGACCUAGACAGAGACCGACCUAGACAGCCCUAGACCGCCUAGACCAGAGACCGACAGACUACACGCACCUACAGACCGACAACGAGACAGACACCUAGAGAACAGAGACAGACCUAGACAGAGACACCUAGAGACCGACCAACAGACCUAGAGAGACACUAGACCGACCAGACAAACCCUAUGAGAGACAGAGACAGACGACCUAGAGAGACAGAGACACAGACCUAGAGAGACAGAGACAGACAGACCUAGAGAGACAGAGACAGACAGACCUAGAGAGACAGAGACAGACAGACCUAGAGAGACAGAGACAGACAGACCUAGAGAGACAGAGACAGACAGACCUAGAGAGACAGAGACAGACAGACCUAGAGAGACAGAGACAGACAGACCUAGAGAGACAGAGACAGACAGACCUAGAGAGACAGAGACAGCAGACCUAGAGAGACAGACCGAGACGACCAGACCUAGAGAGACGAGACAGACGACCUAGAGAGACGAACAACAGACCGGAGAGACGACAGACGGCACAGAGAGACGGACCGACCCGAGAGACGAGACGACGACCAGAGAGACGGACCGACCGGCCGAGAGAGACGGACCCACCGGCCGAGAGAGACAGAGACAGACGGGCCUAGAGAGACAGAGACAGACGGGCCUAGAGAGACAGAGACAGACGUGGACAGAGACACCUAGACCUAGAGAGGCAGACCUAGACAGAGACCUAGACCGAGACCUAGACCGACCUAGACAGAGACCUAAUCCGACCUAGACAGAGACCUAGACCGACCUAGACAGAGACCUAGACCGACCUAGACAGAGACCUAGACCGACCUAGACGGAGACCGACCUAGACGGAGACCUAGACCGAGACCUAGACCGACCUAGACAGAGACCUAGACCGACCUAGACAGAGACCGACCUAGACUGAGACCUAGACCGACCUAGACAGAGACCUAGACCGACCUAGACAGAGACCGACGUAGACGGAGACCGACCUAGACAGAGACCGACCUAGAGAGACAGACCUAGACAUAGACACCGAAACAGCCCGAGACCUAGACAGAGACAGACCUAGACAGAGACACCUAGACCGACCUAGACAGACCUAGAGAGACAGAGCCAGACCGACCUAGAGAGACAGAGCCAGACCGACCUAGAGAGACAGAGCCAGACCGACCUAGAGAGACAGAGACCUAGACCGACCUAGAGAGACACAGACCCAGACCGACCUAGAGAGACAGAGACACCUAGACCGACCUAGAGAGACACUAGACGCUAAGAGACGGCCUAGAGAGACGCCUGAGAAGACGAGAGAGACAGACCUAGACACCGAAGCAAACCGAGACCUAGACAGACAGACCGACCUAGACAGAGACAGACCUAGACACGACUAGACCUAGAGACCAACUAGAGACCUAGAAGACGACUGAGCCUAGAGAGACAGAGCCUAGAGAGACAGACCUAGAACGAGAGACAGACAGACGAGACAGAACAGACACUAGAGAGACAGACCUAGACAUGAGACGAGACCUAGACGACGCCUAGACACGAGACGACCUAGAGAGACAGAGACCUAGACAGAGACACCUAGACCGACCCAGACAGAGACAGACCUAGAGAGACAGACGACCUAGACAGAGACGAGAACCUAGAGAGACAGACAGACCUAGAGAGACAGAGACGACCUAGAGAGACGCCUAGAGACGACAGACCUAGAGAGACAGACGCCUAGAGCAGACAGACCUAGAGACACCGAAACACCUAGACAGAGACCAGACCUAGAGAGACAGAGACCGACCUAGACAAGACAGACCUAGAGACAGAGACAGACAGAGACAGACCUAGACACAGACUGACCUAGAGAGACAGACACACCUAGAGAGACGGACAGACCUAGAAGGACAGAGACAGACCUAGAGAGACAGACCUAGAGAGACAGACCUAGACAGAGACAGACCUAGACCGACCUAGACAGAGACAGACCUAGAGAGACAGAGACAGACCUAGAGAGACAGAGACAGACCUAGAGAGACAGAGACAGACCUAGAGAGACAGAGACAGACCUAGAGAGACAGAGACAGACCUAGAGAGACAGACCUAGACAGAGACGCCUAGAGAGACGGGCCUAGAGAGACGGAGAGAGUCACACACAGGCGUGCAAGUAGUAGACCAACAGAUAGACACUUAAAGGGGAAUAUUUACAACCCCAAAGUCUACUUUAUUAGCCAAUACACGACUGAACAAUGUCAUAUCAUUCUUUAAUAUGUGCUUUUUAUAGCUUGCUUUUUAUGAAUACAGCCAGCCAUGUUAAUAAAACUGUAACGUUAACCAUUGUUACUGUCCUGAACAUCUCUAAAACUAAAAGCGUUGUAUUUGGUACAAAUCAUUCCCUAAAGUUGUAGACCUCAGCUGAAUCUGGUAAUGAAUAAUGUGGCUGUUGAGCAAGUUGACUGUCAUAGUCAAAACAAAUAGAUUCAAUGGUUGUAAAGAUGGGGAGCGGUCUCUCCGUGAUAAAGAGAUGCUAUGCUUUUUUGACACCACACUCCACAAAGCAAGUCCUGCAGGCUCUAGUUUUAUAUCUUUAUUAUUGUAUGUAAUAGGGUGCAAUUUGGGUCUCGGUCACCCCUAACCCCUGAUACUCAUGCCUGUCCCUGUCUCCCUCCCUGUGUAGAACUUCUCCCGGGUGAAGAUGCAGGUGACCAUGUCUCUAGCCUCUCUGGUGGGGAAGUCAGAGGACUUCCAUGAGGAGUACCUCCGCAGGUCCCUACGCACCAUACUGGCCUACGCAGAGGAGGACACGGAGAUGCAGAACACACCUCUUCUCUCACAGGUAACACACAUGCGCGCACACACACAGACUGAGGUAAUGCCAUUCACAAACAUGUUGAUAUCAACUAACAACAACAAGAUAACUCAUGUAAAACAUACUGUGUCCAUAAUAAGUAUGUAGGUUAUAGGUUAAGAGCACAGUUUGAAAGAUAUGGCAUAUACAGUGAGGGAAAAAAUAUUUUGAUCCCCUGCUGAUUUUGUACGUUUGCCCACUGACAAAGAAAUGAUCAGUCUAUAAUUGUAAUGGUAGGUUUAUUUUAACAUUGAGAGACAGAAUAACAACAAAUUGAUUUGCAUUUUAAUGAGGGAAAUAAGUAUUUGACCCCCUCUCAAUCAGAAAGAUUUCUGGCUCCCAGGUGUCUUUUAUACAGGUAACGAGCUGAGAUUAGGAGCACACUCUUAAAGGGAGUGCUCCUAAUCUCAGUUUGUUACCUGUAUAAAAGACACCUGUCCACAGAAGCAAUCAAUCAAUCAGAUUCCAAACUCUCCACCAUGGCCAAGACCAAAGAGCUCUCCAAGGUUGUCAGGGACAAGAUUGUAGACCUACACGCUGGAAUGGGCUACAAGACCAUCGCCAAGCAGCUUGGUGAGAAGGUGACAACAGUUGGUGCGAUUAUUCGCAAAUAAUAGCUGUAUAAUUUAAAUGGUAGGUUUAUUUGAACAGUGAGAGACAGAAUAACAACAAAAAAAUCCAGAAAAACGCAUGUCAAAAAUGUUAUGAAUUGAUUUGCAUUUUAAUGAGGGAAAUAAGUAUUUGACCCCUCUGCAAAACAUGACUUAGUACUUGGUGGCAAUCACAGAGGUCAGAAGUUUCUUGUACUUGGCCACCAGGUUUGCCCAAGUCAUUAAGGUUUCGACCCAUUUUCAAUGCCCUGGCUGAGGGAAGGAGGUUCUCACCCAAGAUUUGACGGUACAUGGCCCCGUCCAUCGUCCCUUUGAUGCGGUGAAGUUGUCCUGUCUCCUUAGCAGAAAAACACCCCCAAAGCAUAAUGUUUCCACCUCCAUGUUUGACGUGGGGAUGGUGUUCUUGGGGUCAUAGGCAGCAUUCCUCCUCCUCCAAACACGGCGAGUUGAGUUGAUGCCAAAGACCUCAAUUUUGGUCUCAUCUGACCACAACACUUUCACCCAGUUCUCCUCUGAAUCAUUCAGAUGUUCAUUGGCAAACUUCAGACAGGCCUGUAUAUGUGCUUUCUUGAGCAGGGGGACCUUGCGGGCGCUGCAGGAUUUCAGUCCUUCACGGCGUAGUGUGUUACCAAUUGUUUUCUUGGUGACUAUGGUCCCAGCUGCCUUGAGAUCAUUGUCAAGAUCCUCCCGUGUAGUUCUGGGCUGAUUCCUCACCGUUCUCAUGAUCAUUGCAACUCCACGAGGUGAGAUCUUGCAUGGAGCCCCAGGCCAAGGGAGAUUAACAGUGCUUUUGUGUUUCUUCCAUUUGCGAAUAAUCGCACCAACUGUUGUCACCUUCUCACCAAGCUGCUUGGCGAUGGUCUUGUAGCCCAUUCCAGCCUUGUGUAGGUCUACAAUCUUGUCCCUGACAUCCUUGGAGAGCUCUUUGGUCUUGGCCAUGGUGGAGAGUAUGGAAUCUGAUUGAUUGAUUGCUUCUGUGGACAGGUGUCUUUUAUACAGGUAACAAACUGAGAUUAGGAGCACUCCCUUUAAGAGUGUGCUCCUAAUCUCAGCUCGUUACCUGUAUAAAAGACACCUGGGAGCCAGAAAUCUUUCUGAUUGAGAGGGGGUCAAAUACUUAUUUCCCUCAUUAAAAUGCAAAUCAAUUUAUAACAUUUUUGACAUGCAUUUUUCUGGAUGUUUUUGUUGUUAUUCUGUCUCUCACUGUUCAAAUAAACCUACCAUUAAAACUAUAGACUGAUCAUUUCUUUGUCAGUGGGCAAACGUACAAAAUCAGCAGGGGAUCAAAUACUUUUUUCCCUCACUGUAUGAAAACUUAGGACACUAAAGAGCCUUUCUACUGACUCUGAAAAACACCAAAAGAAAGAUGCCCAGGGUCCCUGCUCAUCUGUGUGAACAUGCCUUAGGCAUGCUGCAAGGAGGCAUGAGGACUGCAGAUGUGGCCAAUAAAUUGCAAUGUCCGUACUGUGAGACGCCUAAGACAGCGCUACAGGGAGACCGGACAGACAGCUGAUCAUCCUCGCAGUGGCAGACCACGUGUAACAACACCUGCACAGGAUUGGUACAUCCGAACAUCACACCUGUGGGGACAGGUACAGGAUGGUAACAACAAUUGUCCGAGUUACACCAGGAACGCACAAUCCCUACAUCAGUGCUUAGACUGUCAGCAAUAGGGUGAGAGAGGCUGGACUGAGGGCUUGUAGGCCUGUUGUAAGGCAGGUGCUCACCAGACAUCACCGGCAACAACGUCGCCUAUGGGCACAAACCCACCGUUGCUGGACCAGACAGGACUGACAAAAAGUGCUCUUCACUGACGAGUCGCGGUUUUGUCUCACCAGGGGUGAUGGUCGGAUUCGCAUUUAUCGUCGAAGGAAUGAGCGUUACACCAAGGCCUGUACUCUGGAGCUGGAUGGAUUUGGAGAUGGAGGGUUUGUCAUGGUCUGGGGCGAUGUGUCACAGCAUCAUUGGACUGAGCUUGUUGUCAUUGCAGGAAAUAUAAACGCUAUGCGUUACAGGGAAGACAUCCUCCUCCCUCAUGUGGUACCCUUCCUGCAGGCUCAUCCUGACAUGACCCUCCAGCAUGACAAUGCCACCAGCCAUACUGCUCGUUCUGUGCGUGAUUUCCUGCAAGACAGGAAUGUCAGUGUUCUGCCAUGGCCAGCGAAGAGCCUGGAUCUCAAUCCCAUUGAGCACGUCUGGGACCUGUUGCAUCGGAGGGUGAGGGCUAGGGCCAUUCCCCCCAGAAAUGUCCGGGAACUUGCAGGUGCCUUGGUGGAAGAGUGGGAUAACAUCUCACAGCAAAAACUAGCAAAUCUGGUGCAGUCCAUGAGGAGGAGAUGCACUGCAGUACUUAAUGCAGCUGGUGGCCACACCAGAUACUGACUGUUACUUUUGAUUUUGACCCCCCCCUUUGUUCAGGGACACAUUCCAUUUCUGUUAGUCACAUGUCUGUGGAACUUGUUCAGUUUAUGUCUCAGUUGUUGAAUCUUAUGUUCAUACAAAUAUUUACACAUGUUAAGUUUGUUGAAAAUAAACGCAGUUGACUGUGAGAGGACGUUUCUUUUUUUGCUGAGUUUAGUAUGUACAGUUGAAGUCGGAAGUUUACAUACACCUUAGCCAAAUACAUUUAAACUCAGUUUUUCCACAAUUCCUGACAUUUAAACCUAGUAAAGAUUCCCUGUCUUAGGUCAGUUAGGAUCACCACUUUAUUUUAAGAAUGUGAAAUGUCAGAAUAAUAGUAGAGAGUGAUUUAUUUCAGCUUUUAUUUCUUUCAUCACAUUCCCAGUGGGUCAGAAGUUUACAUACACUCAAUUAGUAUUUGGUAGCAUUGCCUUUAAAUUGUUUAACUUGGGUCAAACGUUUCGGGUAGUUGUGAUGGCCACUUCAAUACCUUGACUUUGUUGUCCUUAAGCCAUUUUGCCACAACUUUGGAAGUAUCAUUGUCCAUUUGGAAGACCCAUUUGCGACCAAGUUUUAACUUCCAGAAUGAUGUCUUGAUGUUGCUUCAAUAUAUCCACAUAAUUUUCCUUCCUCAUGAUGCCAUCUAUUUUGUGAAGUGCACCAGUCCCUCCUGCAGCAAAGCACCCCCACAGCAUGAUGCUGCCACCCCCAUGCUUCACGGUUGGGAUGGUGUUCUUUGGCUUGCAAGCGUUCCCCUUUUUCCUCCAAACAUAACGAUGGCCAAACAGUUAUAUUUUUGUUUCAUCAGACCAGAGGACAUUUCUCAAAAAAGUAUGAUCUUUGUCCCCAUGGGCAGUUGCAAACCGUAGUCUGGCUUUUUUAUGGCGGUUUUGGAGCAGUGGCUUCUUCCUUGCUGAGCAGCCUUUCAGGUUAUGUCGAUAGAGGACUCGUUUUACUGUGGAUAUAGAUACUUUUGUACCUGUUUCCUCCAGCAUCUUCACAAGGUCCUUUGCUGUUGUUCUGGGAUUGAUUUGCACUUUUCACACCAAAGUACGUUCAUCUCUAGGAGGUCUUGGCUGAUUUUCUUUUGAUUUUCCCAUGAUGUCAAGCAAAGAGGCGCACUGAGUUUGAAGGUAGGCCUUGAAAUACAUCCACAGGUACACCUCCAAUUGACUCAAAUGAUGUCAAUUAGCCUAUCAGAAGCUUCUAAAGCCAUGACAUCAUUUUCUGGAAAUUUCCAAGCUGUUUAAAGGCACAGUCAACUUAGUGUAUGUAAACGUCUGACCCACUGGAACUGUGAUACAGUGGUAGAGCAUGGCGCUUGCAACGCCAGGGUUGUGGGUUCGUUUCCCACGGGGGGCCAGUAUGAAAAUGUAUGCACUCACUAACUGUAAGUCGCUCUGGAUAAGAGGGUCUGCGAAAUGACUAAAAUGUAAUUGUUGGAAAAAUUACUUGUGUCAUGCACAAAAUAGAUGUCCUAACCGACUUGCCAAAACUAUAGUUUGUUAACAAGUAAUGUGUAUGUAAACCUCCGACUUCAACUGUGUAUAUAUAUAUAUAUAUAUAUAUUAGCGAAUAAAAAUAUAUGGGGGAUUGGAAGUGAUGCAGACAAUGACAUUGAUGGAAGUUACAAUCUAUCUGCAAUAUUAAAGCUGAUCUACCCCCUAAAAAAUAAAAAUAAAUAAAGAAUAAACAUGUUGAUAUCGACCCAAGCCUGUGUGUGUGCAUGUGUGUAGGUUGAUGAGCUGCUGAGGAACCUGAACAGUAUCCUGUCAGACACGGUGAAGAUGAGAGAGUUCCAAGAAGACCCAGAGAUGCUCAUGGACCUCAUGUAUAGGUACACAUACACACGCACUCCAGCUUUAUGUCUCUAUGUGUGUUGUGCUCCUGGGUCUAUUUCUCUGUGGUUUGGUUGUUUCUCCUCUGUUUGUUCCUCACUAUGGAAACCAUGUGGUAGCAGUUUGGUACAGUGAUCUGGGUUUUUGUAUAGACAGUAAAUACAUACACUUUGUUUGUGUGGGUGUGAAUGCAUACUCUCUCAGUGCAUGUGUCAUCUGCUUACAUUCUGCAUCUGUAAAAGGUCAUUAAAGCUAAAAUGUACAUUUGGCUACCUAAAACUGACCCCCAGCCCUCCUCACCCCAAAUCAGGGCUAGGGGACAGGGGUUGGUUUGGAAUUCAGCAUCACUCACACACUUCCUCCCUCCCUCCGUCUCCAGGAUAGCGAAAGGUUACCAGACGUCUCCUGACCUGAGGUUGACCUGGCUGCAGAACAUGGCGGAGAAACACAAGAACAGGAAGUGUUUUACAGAGUCUGCCAUGUGUCUGGUCCACGCUGCAGCCCUGGUUGCUGAAUACCUCAGCAUGCUAGAGGACCACAAAUACCUACCUGUGGGCAGUGUCACCUUUCAGGUGGGUACCUAUACUGUACACGCACAAACAAUACUUAUUCUGGAAAUGUUGGUAUGUUGACUGUGGCCAGAAGGGGGAACUGUUCACUGAAAACGUAAUAUAUUGAUCGCUUCAUUGUUUGGCUGGUAUCUUGGUUAAUCACUUUGUGACAAAUGUUUUUGUAAAAAACGCUAUAUCAGUAAUAGUUGAUUGGUUGGUUGGUUGGUUGGUUGAUUCCCUUUUGUAAUAUGCUGGAUGAAUCUGAUUGGUUAGUUUAUUGAUUGAUGAAUUCCAUUUGUAACAUGCUUGAUGAGUGAUUGGUUGAUUGAUUGAUUUCUUGGUUGAUUGGUUGUAUAGAACAUCUCUCCCAACGUUCUGGAGGAGUCGGCAGUGUCAGAUGACAUCCUGUCCCCAGACGAAGACGGGGUCUGUUCAGGACGAUACUUCACCACCAGUGGUUUGGUGGGCCUACUGGAGCAGGCUGCAGAACUCUUCAGCAACGUACGUCUCUCUCUCUCUCACACACACACACACACACACACACACACACACACACCCACACACUGAGGGGAGGACAUGCGUAUGCUAAAUAAUGGUUCUGCUGCACUUACAUAAACACACAUCAAUAGAACACCUUUGGGAUGAAUUGGAACGCCAACUGUGAGCCAGACCUAAUCGCCCCAACAUCCGUGCCCGACCUCACUAACGCUCUUGUGGCUGAAUGGAAGCAAAUCCCCUGCAGCAAUGUUCCAACAUCUAGUGGAAAACCUUCCCAGAAGAGUGGAGGCUGUUAUCGCAGCAAAGGGGGGGGACUAUCUCCAUAUUAAUGCCCAUGAUUCUGGAAUGAUAUGUUCGACGAGCAUGUGUCCGCACACUUUUGGCCAUGUAGUGUAUGUUGUGAGUGUCGUUGCUGUUGUUUUCAGGGUGGUCUUUAUGAGGCAGUGAAUGAGGUGUAUAAGAUCAUUAUGCCUAUCCUGGAGGCUCACAGAGAUUUCCGGGAGCUGGGCUCCGCUCACCACAAACUGCAGAGAGCCUUCGACUACAUCAUUCAGAAGGUACAGACAGCAGCAUGGACUACUGUUUAUGAAGGGCUUACAGUCACAGUACAUAUGAAGUGUUUACAAUUAUGGUGAAAUGCUUACAAUUACAAUAGCACAUGUUUUUUGUUAAAAGACUCAAUACUGAGUCUCUUUCAUUAUGUGUUUCUCUUGUUGUCCCAGGGCCAUAAGAGGAUGUUUGGGACAUAUUUCCGGGUGGGUUUUUAUGGGGCCAAGUUUGGAGACCUGGACGAACGAGAGUUUGUUUACAAGGAGCCAGGGAUCACCCACCUGCCAGAGAUAUCCCACAGACUGGAGGUAAGAGAGUGCGUGUAUGUGUUUGUUUGCGCACCCUUGUGUACAUGCUUUUACUGUAAGGAUAUGAGUAGUGUAUCUAUUCAUAUGAGUAGUGUAUCUAUUCAUAUGAGUAGUGUAUCUAUUCAUAUGAGUACUGUAUGCAUUGCUGUUGUAGAACUUCUACAGUCAGUGUUUUGGAGAUGCCCUGGAGAUGAUCAAAGACUCCAAAGACAUAGACAGGAGCAAACUAGAUGCUAACAAGGUACAGUAUGACACUACACCACCAAGUCAUCCACACUGUGUUCCUGCUGUGUCCCGUUUGACUACCUUCUCUGACUUGCAUAAUGUCCAAUUAUUGAGAGGAACCCAAACAACUAGAUGCAUCUCUUCUUCUUCUCUCUUUCUCCACCUCCUUCUCUCCCUCCCUCUCUUUCUUUCUCUGCACUUCCUUCUCUUUCCUCCCUCUCCCUCUCCCUCCCUCCCUCCCUCCCUCCCCCAGGCCUACAUCCAGAUCACCUAUGUGGAGCCCUUCUUUGACGAUUAUGAGAUGAAAAACCGCCUGACCAACUUUGAGAAGAACUUCAACCUGCGUCGCUUCAUGUACACUACACCCUUCACCAAGGCCGGGCGGCCGCGCGGCGAACUCAACGAGCAGUACAAGAGGAAGACCAUCCUCACCACCAUGCACGCCUUCCCCUACAUCAAGACACGCAUCAACGUCAUCCAGAAAGAAGAGGUAUGCUGGUAGAACAAAGCGUAUUCAGACACAGCUUCUCAAUGCUGGGUUCCUCUUUGCCUUUUGGUCGUUACUGACUUUUAGGCAAAAAUACUGAUAUUUUUAUCUCUCCAAAUCUAACUCGUACCCUCCCCCUUUCAAUAUCCUCCCUCUAACCUCCCCCCUCCUCCCAUCUCCAGUUUGACCUGACUCCCAUUGAGGUGGCCAUCGAGGACAUGCAGAAGAAGACCAGGGAGCUAGCGGUAGCCACACACAGGGAGCAGCCCGAUGCUAAGAUGCUCCAGAUGCUUCUACAGGGCUCUGUGGGAGCCACCGUCAACCAGGUACCUCCAGCCACCUGUCAUGGCCCCUUAGAAAGGAGAUGUUUUCCUGCCUCUCAACUUUUGCAUUGGCAGUUUAACAUAGAACUAUUGCUGACUUAUUACUGUUACUCAAUUAUUGAAAGUUACUCAUCGACUCCACACAACAAAUAAAGACAAAAACCAGUGUGAAAAGCCAACGGACGUGGUUGCAUAGUGUAUAUAGUAGGUAAUCGUUGUAUUCUCCUGAAUCCUCCUGAAUCUAGAGGAAACAUCCAGUCUUUAUUUGGAACGGCAAGCCAGACAAAAUUAAACGGGCCUAUUUAUAUAAUGAAUAUGAAUUCGGAGGACAGAAAUUAUUAAAUAUUAAAGCAUUAGACCUAUCACUAAAAGCUUCAGUCAUACGAACUGGUUCUCUAGCAAAUUAGUAAGAUUGUCUCACCCAAUGUUCAAGAAUGGCCUUUUUCCCUUUAUUCAGAUUACAACCGCUCACUUUCAGUUAUUUGAAAAGGAAAUCAUCUCCCAAAUAUCACUAUUUCUAAAACAAGCCAUAGAAAGUUGGUUGCAAUUUCAAUUUAAUCCUCCAGGAACGACAGAACAAAUAAUGCAACAAAUAUUGUGGUUAAACUCAAAUAUACUAAUUGACAAAAAACCUUUUUUUUUGACAAAAUGUUUAAAAAAGGUAUAAUCUUCGUAAAUGAUAUCAUCGGUAGGACUGGAGUUAUGUCGCACAUGCAGCUAACAAAAACAUAUGGAAAUGUCUGCUCUACCCAAAAUUACAACCAAAUAAUUGCAGCCUUACCGCAAAAAUGGAAGAGGAAAGUGGAAGGGGGAGAAAGUAAGGAACUUGUCUGUCGGCCUUGCAUUAAAGAACAUAAUUGGUUAAAGAAAACUGUGAUAAAUAAAAAAGUAUACCAGUUUUAUUUAAGGACCAAAGGAUUGACAGCCGUCCCAUAUAGAUUGCAAAAUAGUUGAAGAGAUUUUUGACUACCAAUCCCAUGGCAUAGUGUUUAUGAACUGAUACGCAAAACGACACCGGAUUCAAAACUUAGAAUCUUUCAAUUUAAAUUAUUAUAUAGAAUUCUUGCUACCAAUAGAAUGUUAUUUAUAUGGGAGAUACAAUCUUCCCAGCUCUGCAGAUUUUGCUGCGAAGAGACCGAAUCAUUAGAUCAUUUGUUUUGGUACUGUCCAUUUGUAGCUUGUUUUUGGACACAGGUCCAGGAAUGGCUAAAGGAUUGCAAUAUUUACCUGGAGCUAACCUUGCAGAUAGCCUUACUGGGUGAUCUGAAAAGUCAUAGUCAAUCGAUCAAUAAUAUAAUAAUACUUUUAUCAAAAAUGUUUAUUUACAAUUUGUAGAAACAAUGAGAAUAGAAGGGUUCAGAACUUUUGUAAAACAUCACAGUACAGUUAAAAAAUAUAUGGCAAAUAGAAAUCCUAUAUGGAUGGUGUUAAGAGAUAGAUUGGUGGUGUUGAAUGGAGUUGAAGGAUGGGACUAAUAACAACUAACAACAACUAAUAACAAGAUAACUAAUAAUGUAAGCAUACUGUGUCCAUAAUAAGUAUAUAAGUUGUAGGUUGGGAGCUUUUGUGAAAGAGCACAGUUAGAAAGAUAUGGCAUAUAGAAGCAAACCGGAUGGACAUCAUGAAAAUGAUCAGAGAGGUUGAGAGUAGAAGAGGUUUAGGAGAAAAAACUAAUAAAAUAUCUAUUGUAAAAUUGACUGUGUCCAUAAAAUGUAUAUAGUAAGUAUAAGCUGGAAGUAGAUGCCUGAGCAUUGUUGUUCACUAGUUUACUCCAAUUAGGGAAAGGGUGGUGGGGUUGGAAAGUAAUAAAGGGAAUAUAUAUUUUUUUUAAAGGAUAUGUACAGUGGGGAGAACAAGUAUUUGAUACACUGCCGAUUUUGCAGGUUUUCCUACUUACAAAGCAUGUAGAGGUCUGUAAUUUUUAUCAUAGGUACACUUCAACUGUGAGAGACGGAAUCUAAAACAAAAAUCCAGAAAAUCACAUUGUAUGGUUUUUAAAUAAUUAAUUUGCAUUUUAUUGCAUGACAUAAGUAUUUGAUCACCUACCAACCAGUAAGAAUUCCGGCUCUCACAGACCUGUUAGUUUUUCUUUAAGAAGCCCUCCUCUUCUCCACUCAUUACCUGUAUUAACUGCACCUGUUUGAACUCGUUACCUGUAUAAAAGACACCUGUCCACACACUCAAUCAAACAGACUCCAACCUCUCCACAAUGGCCAAGACCAGAGAGCUGUGUAAGGACAUCAGGGAUACAAUUGUAGACCUGCACAAGGCUGGGGUGGGCUAUAGGACAAUAGGCAAGCAGCUUGGUGAGAAGGCAACAACUGUUGGCGCAAUUAUUAUAAAAUGGAAGAAGUUCAAGAUGACGGUCAAUCACCCUCGGUCUGGGGCUCCAUGCAAGAUCUCACCUCAUGGGGCAUCAAUGAUCAUGAGGAAGGUGAGGGAUCAGCCCAGAACUACACGGCAGGACCUGGUCAAUGACCUGAAGAGAUCUGGGACCACAGUCUCAAAGAAAACCAUUAGUAACACACUACGCCGUCAUGGAUUAAAAUCCUGCAGCGCACACCAAUGACCAUCUGGAUGAUCCAGAGGAGGAAUGGAAGAAGGUCAUGUGGUCUGAUGAGACAAAAAUAGAGCUUUUUGGUCUAAACUCUACUCGCCGUGUUUGGAGGAAGAAGAAGGAUGAGUACAACCCCAAGAACACCAUCCCAACCGUGAAGCAUGGAGGUGGAAACAUCAUUAUUUGAGGAUGCUUUUCUGCAAAGGGGACAGGACGACUGCACCGUAUUGAGGGGAGGAUGGAUGGGGCCAUGUAUCGCGAGAUCUUGGCCAACAACCUCCUUCCCUCAGUAAGAGCAUUGAAGAUGGGUCGUGGCUGGUUCUUCCAGCAUGACAACGACCCGAAACACACAGCCAGGGCAACUAAGGAGUGGCUCCGUAAGAAGCAUCUCAAGGUCCUGGAGUGGCCUAGCCAGUCUCCAGACCUGAACCCAAUAGAACAUCUUUGGAGGGAGCUGAAAGUCCGUAUUGCCCAGCGACAGCCCCGAAACCUGAAGGAUCUGGAGAAGGUCUGUAUGGAUGACUGGGCCAAAAUCCCUGCUGCAGUGUGUGCAAACCUGGUCAAGAACUACAGGAAACGUAUGAUCUCUGUAAUUGCAAACAAAGUAUUCUGUACCAAAUAUUAAGUUCUGCUUUUCUGAUGUAUCAAAUACUUAUGUCAUGCAAUAAAAUGCAAAUUAAUUACUUAAAAAUCAUACAAUGUGAUUUUCUGGAUUUUUGUUUUAGAUUCCGUCUCUCACAGUUGAAGUGUACCUAUGAUAAAAAAUUACAGACCUCUACAUGCUUUGUAAGUAGUAAAACCUGCAAAAUCAGCAGGGUAUCAAAUACUUGUUCUCCCCACUGUAUGUGUAUGUACAGUGAGGGGAAAAAAGUAUUUGACCCCCUGCUUAUUUUGUACGUUUGCCCACUGACAAAGACAUGAUCAGUCUAUAAUUUUAAUGGUAGGUUUAUUUGAACAGUGAGAGACAGAAUAACAACAAAAAAGUCCAGAAAAACGCAUGUCAAAAAUGUUAUAAAUUGAUUUGCAUUUUAAUGAGGGAAAUAAGUAUUUGACCCCUCUGCAAAACAUGACUUAGUACUUGGUGGCAAAACCCUUAUUGGCAAUCACAGAGGUCAGACAUUUCUUGUAGUUGGCCACCAGGUUUGCACACAUCUCAGGAUGGAUUUUGUUCCACUCCCCUUUGCAGAUCUUCUCCAAGUCAUUAAGGUUUCGAGGUUGACGUUUGGCAACUCGAACCUUCAGCUCCCUCCACAGAUUUUCUAUGGGAUUAAGGUCUGGAGACUGGCUAGGCCACUCCAGGACCUUAAUGUGCUUCUUCUUGAGCCACUCCUUUGUUGCCUUGGCCGUGUAUUUUGGGUCAUUGUCAUGCUGGAAUACCCAUCCACGACCCAUUUUCAAUGCCCUGGCUGAGGGAAGGAGGUUCUCACCCAAGAUUUGACGGUACAUGGCCCCGUCCAUCGUCCCUUUGAUGCGGUGAAGUUGUGCUGUCCCCUUAGCAGAAAAACCACCCCCAAAGCAUAAUGUUUCCACCUCCAUGUUUGACGGUGGGGAUGGUGUUCUUGGGGUCAUAGGCAGCAUUCCUCCUCCUCCAAACACGGCGAGUUGAGUUGAUGCCAAAGAGCUCCAUUUUGGUCUCAUCUAACCACAACACUUUCACCCAGUUCUCCUCUGAAUCAUUCAGAUGUUCAUUGGCAAACUUCAGACGGCCCUGUAUAUGUGCUUUCUUGAGCAGCGGGACCUUGCGGGCGCUGCAGGAUUUCAGUCCUUCACGGCGUAGUGUGUUACCAAUUGUUUUCUUGGUGACUAUGGUCCCAGCUGCCUUGAGAUCAUUGACAAGAUCCUCCCGUGUAGUUCUGGGCUGAUUCCUCACCGUUCUCAUGAUCAUUACAACUCCACAAGGUGAGAUCUUGCAUGGAGCCCCAGGCCGAGGGAGAUUGACAGUUCUUUUGUCUUUCUUCCAUUUGCGAAUAAUUGCACCUUCUCACCAAGCUGCUUGGCGAUGGUCUUGUAGCCCAUUCCAGCCUUGUGUAGGUCUACAAUCUUGUCUCUGACAUCCUUGGAGAGCUCUUUGGCUCUUUGGUCUUGGCCAUGGUGGAGAGUUUGGAAUCUGAUUGAUAGAUUGCUUCUGUGGACAGGUGUCUUUUAUACAAGAGUGUGCUACUAAUCUCAGCUCGUUACCUGUAUAAAAGACACCUGGGAGCCAGAAAUCUUUCUGAUUGAGAGAUGGGGUCAAAUACUUAUUUCCCUCAUUAAAAUGCAAAUCAAUUUAUAACAUUUUUGACAUGCGUUUUUCUGGAUUUUUGUUGUUGUUAUUCUGUCUCUCACUGUUCAAAUGAACCUACCAUUAAAAUUAUAGACUGAUAAUUUCUUUGUCAGUGGGCAAACGUACAAAAUCAGCAGGGGAUCAAAUACUUUUUUCCCUCACUGUAUGUGUGUGUGUAUAUGUGUGUGUGUGUGUAUAUAUAUAUAUAUAUAUAUAUAUAUAUAUAUAUAAACAUGGGGGAUUGGAAGUGAUGCAGACAAUUACAUUGAUGGAAGUUACAAUCUAUCUGCAAUAUUAAGCUGAUCUACCCCCUAAAAUGAACACACAAAAAAAAACAUCCAGUCUAGUAAGUUAACAUGUGAUGAUAAACAGCAGGUGGGAGACAUGACACAUCAAAGAGUUUGGUUCAACACUAACAUAGUCUGUACAGUGCCUCUGCUGAUUCGGUUAAAACUUUAAUUCACAAACUCUCCUUUCAUGUCUGCGCUAAACACAGAAACCCUUUGAUCUGAUGGCUUACAGCUCACGUCAAACGUUGGCUAAACGCUUGAGUAGUUACAACAUCAGGCCCCCGCCCUCUCUUGUAUAGUCUAAUCAGACAGCAGCCCCGCUUUCACCUGCUGUCUGUAUACACAACCUUAAUGUUCACGCCGUCCAUAAACAAACACAGCCCUGGGCCUAAUCAGUAGAGAGGCACAGUUCCCCUCUAUGUAUGUCUGUCUGUCCAUCUGUCAAGGCCCUAGCCUAGCACCUCUGCUUAGAAUGCUCGUCAGGGCUCGUUUGCUAUGCCUGGCGUGACCCGGUGUCACGCGAGCGUGCAGUGGUUUCAUGAUGAAUAUAAGUUAGGAUAACAAGAUCCCGGAGAGGGAAUGAAUGUGAGCCAAAUGGCUGCUUGUAGGCAGGGUUAGUGGUGACAUUACCCACACAGCAGGCCAAUCAGGGUCUCUCUCAUCUGAUCUCUUGGCUGAACAUCGUGGCCUUUGGACAUAUUGGCUGUGUCUCAUAUGGCACCCUGUUCCCUAUGGCCUAUGUAAUAAGCUCUGGUCAAAAGUAGUGUCAUUUGGGCCAUUAUUAAGCCUUCAGUUAGGAAGUAGUUUCCUCUACUGAAAGCAAGGCAUUCAUCAUCCACACUCACACACACUUUCUCCUCCCCCCACGCCUCCGUCUUUCCUCCUUAUACCAUAUCCCUAAAAUAUAGAGAUCUUUCUCUCCCCAUUUUCUCUUCCGCUCCUUCCUCUCUUUUGUUUUUCUCUCCUCUCUCCGCCCACCCUCUCCACUCUCUCCCUCUCUGCUCAUCUCCUCUCCUCCAUCUCUCUUCUCUCUACCGCUUAUCCUUCCCCUCGCAUUCUCUCCUUCUCCUCUCUCUCUCACAUCUCCCUCUCCUCUACCUCCCGCUUCUCCUCCUCUCUCCUACCAGCUCUCCCCUAUUCUCUCUCUCCUCCCUCCCUUCUCUCUCCGCUCUCUCUCCCUCCUGCUCUCUCUCUCUCUCCCGCUCUCUCCCUCCCGCUCUCUCUCUCUCUCCCUCCCGCUCUCUCUCGCUCUCUCCCUCCCGCUCUCUCUCUAUCUCUCUCUCUCUCUCUCUCUCUGUAGGGACCGUUGGAGGUGGCCCAGGUCUUUCUGAAUGAGAUUCCAGCGGACCCCAAGCUCUUCCGUCACCACAACAAACUGCGCCUGUGUUUCAAAGAGUUCAUAAUGAGGUGAGAGAAAUGGUACUGUCGCAUGGUGGAAAUAGAAAAGGACACUAAAAUGGUACUGUCGCAUGGUGGAAAUAGAAAAGGACACUCUCUAAAAUAGUACUGUCACAUGGUGGAAAUAGAAAAGGACACUCUAAAAUAGUGCUGUCGCAUGGUGGAAAUAGAAAAGCAAGCGAAUGACAGUAAAACGAGAUACUGUAUGCAUACAUAGCAUCUCAGUCUUGGUAAAGUGUAAUUACUGGAAUACAUUCAUAGGUGAUACUAAAGGCUAGACGGGUAACUAAAACAUGAUUUAAUACAACACAACAGAGUAUUUCAUUUCCCACUGGGCAUAUGAAUAGAAGUUGUUUUCCCUUUAAUAUCACUCAGCUGUGUUUUGGUUUUGAAUGGAACAGAAAAGUUGAAUUGUUCCCUGGGGAGUUUCAUUUUAUUUGUAAUAUUUAACAAAUAAUUUAAACCAACCGUCUAAACGGAUGAGGCAGGCGAUGUGGUUAUUUGGUCCAGGGUGUGUGUCUCUGUGUGCGAGUGUGUGUCUCGCGUGGGAACGUAUCGUUUGCCUCCGAAAGGUGGCUUUCAUUUUGGAACCCUCAUGCCACAUUCCAACUGCCUUGAUUCCUGCAAGCAGGCUGGCAAAUAUUUACAGUAAUUUCAAAAAUGUUUAUUUUCUUCCAUAAUCCAUGCAAGAUGGCAUGAGCUCCUUAUAGUAUCCUUCUCAUGCUACUACAGUAGUAGCUACACAUCAGCACAUUGGAAGUUUUUCUGGGGGAAGUUAAAUGCUUUUGUUUUCCCCCUUUCUUUCCAGCAGUCCCUAUGCAUUUACCGUAUACUGUUAGGCUAUGCAUUUACCGUAUACUGUUAGAUUACAUUUUCCGUAUUACUUGACCUAAAAGGGGAGAGCAUCAUCGUCUUUCCAUUUCCCUCUCCCUCAUUUGUCUGUCGCCCAUUAUGCAUGUUGUAAUUGUGAAUGCGGGCAGACCCCGCACUGUACCUGUCCUCUGAAAUGAGGUUCAACCUCAGGCUAGUUUGUUUGGUCAUCGGUCAUUCUACUCCCUGCCACUCUCAGCACAGUUCUACAAGACACCCUUUCUUCCUUGAGCAUUCCUGUACUAAAGAGGCAAGGCUCAGAGAAAGAGCCCAAAUCAAAUACAGAUGGACACACAGGUGUUGUUUAAUAAGGUGAAAACAUUUAUACAUUUCAAUGUGAACAGAUUUGGGAUCAAAUCCAUGUUGGUCACAUUGUUAGUUCAGGAAAUUAACUGGAAUCCGUUAAUAGAAAAUAAGGAAAUGAAAUGAAUUUACACUGGAUGCAUGAACAGAAAAAAAAAUAAGAAAGUCCUCAUAAAGAUCACUGACCUGAAAUGACUUUUCAUUGGUGAGUGAUGUAAGGAGAUGAGAGAAGACUUGAGACACAGCCUACAGUAUGUAUUUUCCCCCCUGUUCCUCUAGGUGUGGUGAGGCUGUGGAGAAGAACAAGCACCUGAUCACGAUGGACCAGAAGGAGUACCAGCAGGAGCUGAAGAAGAACUACAACCGUCUGAGAGAGAACCUGCGGCCCAUGCUGGAGAGGAAGAUACCCGAGCUCUACAAACCCAUCAUCAAACCACGCCUGGAGAACAGGUAACUAGUGCAGCGAGGCUUGACUCAUAACCCACAGUCCCCGCGGUUGUAUCCAUGGAGCGGGCGGGUUUAGGGUCAUGAAAUAUUGUGUGGAUGAAGGGCGGGUGGGUGGCGGGCAGGUUGAAUAAAGAGAAAACAAUACAUUAAAAAAUCCAUAAAUGUAUCAUUCUUGUGCAAUUUAUAUCUAUAGGCUACAUUGAAGUUUUUCUUUAAUUAUUUUUAGGCUAUGCCAUUAGUGCAUAAACCAAAGCUUUGGGGCCUAACUUUACGCGUGCCAAAUAGCCUACACACCAAUUGCGAAAACCUUUUGGGAACGGGCAGAAAAAGUGAACAUUGAUCCACUGAGGCAAAAAUGACAAUGUCAGAGUUUAAUUCAAUAAGAGAAAAGCUGCAAAAUGGAGAGUUGAAAAUAUAAGAGAAGGGAGGGCCAGAAAAGUAAUGUUUGGGAAUGAUUUGGUGACGUGGUAAAAGAGGAUGAUAGCAGUGCUGGCUAUGUUAUGUGAUGAUUGUGAGGCGCUAUACAAAUACCACAGUCACAAGACGGGGACUUCAAAUAGGCCUAAGCCACGUCAAGGGAACUGUAGCAUACUGUUCAGAUGGGUUAAAUGGAAACUGAAAUCUGGACACUGACUGUAGGUCGAUAACCUCUCACAUAGCCAUCAUAUUAACUCCUGCAGAAUUUAGCAUUUCCUGCAGUAAAAUGAUACACCAAAUGAACAUUUUGACUCUGGAACAGGAACAGGAGUGGAGAAAUAUGAUUUAUUUCUUUCAGCAUUGAGAGAAUGCGAAUGUGCAGUUAUAUACCGUCUGUAGAGGUGCUAUCUUUAUCAGCAUCAUAAAAUCUGAUAGUAUUUCAACCAUAUAAAAUAUGCAUCCAGGCCGAACUGAAAUCUUAUAAGAAACAUGUUUGGUCGUUCUCACAGCUUUAUAUUUCCUUACAACCAGUCAAACUGAUGUCAUGUGGAUAUUUUGUACAGAAAAUCUUUCCAAUUGUUUUUGUUAGACAAGUUGACUAACAAAUAGCCUACCAAAAUGUCGGAAAUUACAGUAUAAGCAGAAACAUAUCUACACUGAACAAAAUUAUAAAUACAACAUGUAAAGUGGUGGUUCCAUGUUUCAUGAACUGAAAUAAAAAAAUCCCAGAAAUGUUCCAUUUUGCACAAAAAGCUUAUUUAGCAAAAAUGUUGUGUACAAAUGUGUUUACAUCCCUGUUAGUGAGCAUUUCUCCUUUGCCCAGAUAAUCCAUCCACCUGACAGGUGUGGCAUAUCAAGAAGCUGAUUAAACAGCAUGAUCAUUACACAGGUGCACCUUGUGCUGGGUACAAUAAAAUACCACUUUUUGUCCCACAACACAAUGCCACAGAUGUCUCAAGUUUUGAGGGAGCGCGCAAUUGGCAUGCUGACUGCAGGAAUGUCCACCAGAGCUGUUGCUAGAGAAUUGAAUGUUCAACGUCGUUUUAGAGAAUUUGGCAGUACUUCCAACCAACCAGCCUCACAACCACAGAACACGUGUAAUCACGCCAUCCCAGGACCACAUCCUGCUUGAAAUCGAUAGAUUAGGGCCUAAUGAAUGUAUUUUUAAUUGACUGAUUUCCUUAUAUGAACUCCAACUCAGUAAAAUCUUAGAAAUUGUUGCAUGUUGCAUUUAUAUUAUAGGCAACAAAAACAGUGCACCCCCUGUCAAAAAAUGGUUCCGCCAUCUCUGACUGUAGCCUACAGCGCAUUUUCUUUUUUUUGUGAUCAAAUGUUUUUUGUUUAGUAAUAAUAGUCAGCAAACAUGAAUACAUACAUACAAAAUGAAGUUACACCCCCCAUCCCAGUCCCACCCCAUACAUGGUUCAAAAAUAAAUAUGACUAAAAUUACAAAAAUCAAAGCAGCACAUCAUGAUGUGUUUCAGCGGCAAGAAAGCCUUUGGUUCAAAGUGUCUUCUUUAGCUCCAUGAAUCUGAGCAGUAGACAGCUCCAUAUAAAUUACAUCCAAAAAGUGAGGAUUCAUUGAUGGAUAGAGAGUGAGUGUGGAGGCUUCCAUCGAACUGCAACUAAAACAUUGAGCCAUACCUGGAAGGUCUCUUUUCCACAAAGGAUCAAGAGGAAUAGGUUUAUAAGAAGUUGACAGUAAAAAAUGAUACAUUUUGGAAACUAAACUCUUUGUUUUGCUCCUUAAACUCAAAAUCUAUAGGAUGCAGCAUCAAAGCUGACUGCCAAGGUACACCAUGAGCCCUAAGGGCAGACAGACCUAAGCUGUAAAUAAAAGAAAAAUGAUGAGGCAGGUAUAUUAAAACUGUCUUUAAGAUCUUGGAAUGAACGAAGGCCGUCAUCCCAGUAAAUAUCACUUAGUACAUGAAUUCCCCUAUCCAUCCAUUGAGGAACACUUAUUGGUCGACGACUAAGUAAAAUACCCUAGUUGUUGACAAUAGGGGAACCCACAUGCCAUUUACAUGAGAUAUUACAGAAUUGUUCUGUGGUGCGCCAGGUAGUAACCAGCUGUGUUACAAUGGGACCAAAACAAAAAUUGUUUGAUAGAAAUAUUCGAAAAUAAGAGAUCUUGAAAUGCCUACAGCGCAUUUUCUAAAUUUGCGGGUUAGGGUCAGGUGCGGGCCUCCGAUUUUCACUUUAUUACAUAUUGUCGGGCGGAUGGGUUAUUAGCAAUUGCGAGCGGGUGUGGGUGAACAAACCGCUGACCCGCACACCACUACAGGUAACGCAUCAUCAAAGUGUGCCAUGCAGGGUUGAGUCCAGUAGGGACCAAAUGUGAGGGGAGAUGUUUGGGGUAUGUCCCAAAUGCCACCCCAUUCCCUAUUUAGUACAAUAUUUUUGAACAGAAACCUAUGGGCCCUGGUCAAAAGUAGUGCACUAUAUAGGGACUAGGGUUCAUUUGGAACACAACUGAUACCUGAAUCUGUUUCAUAAGAAUGCUUAAUUUAAUGUUUAUCCUAUCAGAAGUACUGUUUUCUUCUGUCUUCUGAAUCUGACAGUUGCUGUGUAGUAUUUUCAUGUUGCCUAUUCCACCAUGCAAAUGUAAUUAAACAGUUUCCUCCUUUCCCUCUAUGCUGUCCCCUUCAAAGGGAUUCCAUCAAACGGCUCAGUUUCCGCAGAGCCCCGGAGGAAAACUCCUGAGACGACCAAACUUAUCUAUCUGAGAGAAUCUCCAGAGGCCGGAGAAGAAAGGAUGUUGUAA